Podarcis lilfordi (Lilford's wall lizard) is the source of this 49354-nucleotide messenger RNA. The record is from the annotation of a GenBank genome assembly. NCBI's taxonomy places the organism in Eukaryota, Metazoa, Chordata, Lepidosauria, Squamata, Lacertidae.
GCGGCGUUCCCUCCCUCCUUCCGUCCUCGCGCGACUGAGACGGCAGGGCACGGGCGGGGCCUGCCUUCCCUGUGUCUCUCGCUCUCGUCUCUCUUUCUCCACCCACCUUCGUACCACACCGGGCUGACGUGGCCCGGGCCCGGUUCAGACAUGGCGGACGGCAGCAGGCAGAGCAAGCUGGCGUCGGCCAAGAAGAAGGUAGGGCGAGGCCGGAGCGCUGAGGGGAGAGGUGGGGGUGGCGGCGUUUCCCCCUCAGGCAGCAACUAACAGCAGCAGGAGGGGGAAGUAGGCGACAGCUGACGGGGCCUUCUUCGCCGGGGGGGGGGCUGUCUCCAGCUCCAGACACUCCCCGCUCUCCCCCUCCCCAGCUACGGAGAUGCCUGAUACCCCCGCCCCGCCUCAGCAUAGGCUUAGUGAGGAAUCCGCCUCAGAUGCGGCCCCUGAGCGCCUGGGAGAGGACCCCGCCCCCUGUGAUAGGUUUAAUGGGGGAGAUCCCUGCUUAUUAGAGCACCCCUUGAAGUCAUGGGAAGCGGGGGUCCUCCACGUGAGAGGUGUGUGUGUACGUAUGUGUAGGAGUGAAAGACACUCACGUCUUACAUGGGAGAUCGCUCCCCCCUUUAAAAUACCUCUUGAGUGCCUGAAAGACAACCCCUUCUGUAAUAGGAUGAAAUAGGGGAGGGAGAUCCCGUUCCUCUUAUUAAAACACCCCUUGAAGUCAUGGGGAAUUGGGUCCUCCAUGUGUGUUGGGGAGACCUUGCAUGGGAGACUGCCCCCCCCCCCCGUGUUAAAUUAAAACGCACUACUUCAGAUAUAGCUCUUGAGUGCCUGGAAGAGAUCCCCUCCCCCUCUUACUAAAACACCCCUUAAAGUCAUGGGAAUGGGUCCCCAUGGAAAAGUUUCGGGUUUGUGGUGGAGAGGCCCUUAUUCAUAUCUUGGACACAACUCUUGCAUGAGAAAUGCCCCCCCCUUAAAUUAAAUACCUUAACUUUAGCUCUUGAGUGCCUGAAAAAGGACAUCCCUCUAAUAGGUUUAAUGGAGGAGGGAGACCCCCCUCCCUUAUUAAAAUCACCUCAGAUAUAUCCCUUCAAUUCAUGAGAGGGGCAUCCUUCAUGUAUGUCAGGGGGGCAGAAGACCCUCUGUUAUUCAUACCUUAGACACACCCCAUGCAUAGGAGACAGCUCCCACUUUAACUAAACACCUAAGGUAUAAGUAGUCCUGGAAUGCCUGAAAGAAGCUCCCCUGCAAAGGGUUAGGCGGCACUCCUAACCUCACUUACCUGAAUGUAAACCCCAUUGAAUUAAAUAGGAUUUACAUCUGAUUGGGCAUUGCUUGGAUUGUACUGUCAAUGUGAGUGUGUUUGUUACACACACACAUGCUGCAUAUAUUACUUACUUCAGACUUACUCUUUGAAGCCAUCGAAGGGGUCUGUCCACCUGUGUUUGCUUUACCUUUUUACUUUUACAUGCUUAGGGUGUGUGUGAUAGACUUCUCUUAUUAUAUAGGUAUACUCUUCCCCUUGAAUAUAAUUUUUGUGGGGUUGAAAACUCUAAUAUUAAAUACCUUAGACACACACUGCUCGAAUUCCUGGAAAAAGAUGUACCAGUAGGUUUAGAGAGAGUGGAGUGUAGACCUCUUUAUUACACACCUUUAAAGACAUGGGAGGGUGUCCUCUGUAAUGAUUCAUUGAGGACGAUCUUCCUCUUAGACACAAAGUGGACACAUCCCACUUGAAUGCCUGAAAGAAAUGGUGGGCCCCUCUUUUAUUAAUAACUUGGAUAUGUCUCCUACAUGCAUGGAAGGAUAUCUCUCUAUAAGUUUAGUGGGGGUGUGGAGACCCCUCUUUAUUAAGCGCCCUCCCCCACAUAUCUUGAAUGUUUAAGAAGGAAAUCCCUCCCUUGCUAAACAUCUUUGACACAUCCUUUGAAUGCAUGGAAGGGGAUUCUCCCUUACAGAUUCAGAGAAACAUACUUUUGGGGUUUAAUCAAUGUAUGUAUAUGUGUAUUGGAGUGGUGGGAGAGAUUAUCACCUGUUAAAUGUCUAGGUCGCAUAAGUGAUCACCAAAGAAGAAGAAGAAAUUUAAAGCACUCUUCUACCACUUUUAACAGUCAAGCCUUCCUCCAAAGAAUCCUAGGAAGUAUAGUUUGCUAAGUGUGCUGACUGCACAGAGCUACAGUUUCAAGUACUGUUAAGACACUAUAGUUCCCAAUAUCCUCCAUGACUGUCAAAGUGGAUCAAGAUUUCUUUAAAUGUGUGGUGUGGGUGUGAUCCUAGACAUACCACUUGAAAGCCUGGGGAAGGAUUUGUUCUUGCCAUCAUUCUUUCCUCCUCAUUCUUUUUUUUAUUAAUAUAAUUUCACAGUUUUAGAAAGUGUUUUUCCUCAAACUUCUUAAAUAGUUAUUCUUAUAAUAAUCAAAAUUGCAAAAUAUACUAUGAUAUUAUGUGGGCUGUAGUGAUUGAUAUAUUGGAAAAACAAAGUAAUGAUUAAUAAAAGAGAAGCAAAACGGAAAAUCUAACAAUAGCCAUUUCCUCCCAGUACCUCAGUUUUAUUGUGAAUGCUAACCUAAUUUAAAAAAUGGUUUCAUUCCACCUUUCCCUCCAUGGGGAAUUAUUUUGCUCUUCUCUGGAAAAUGACCUUCUAGUGUCUUUGAGAAGUAUCAGGGUACAGUGGUACCUCGGGUUACAAACACUUUGGGUUACAGACUCCGCUAACCCGGAAGUAGUACCUCGGGUUAAGAACUUUACCUCAGGAUGAGAACAGAAAUUGUGCCGCCGUGGCACAGCAGCAGCAGCGGGAGGCCCCAUUAGCUAAAGUGGUACUUCAGGUUAAGAACAGUUUCAGGUUAAGAACGGACCUCUGGAACGAAUUAAGUACUUAACCAGAGUUACCACUGUAUCCACUUUUAUAGCAGGGAGGUCAAUCUGUGGCUUAAAAUCUGUUCCCAGAUUCCCUAACUCUUGCGUUAUUUGGGAUGAGAAUCUAGAUAGCAUACACAUUCUGCAAUACAUUCACCCUACACUUUGCCUAUUAUUAUUAUUAUUAUUAUGAUGCCAAUUAUUUUUUUUGAUUUUCCAUACUUUUUAACAAAUUGUCACCAAAUUAAUACAAAUUCAAUACAAUUUAAAAGCUGACUUCCCACCCACCCCAAAUGUCCCCUCUAUUUUCCUCCCUCCUUUGCUGCUCCCAAUAAAAUAACUAUUCCAACUAUCAUUUCAAAAUAUAUUCAUCCCUUCUGCCUACACAUCACCUGUUCAAUUACCAAUUUCUGCUAUGGCUUUUAUACAUUGUUAUAACCUGUCCUCAGAAUAGUUGUCUACUCUACUCUAAUCACCCUCCACUUUGUAGAUGUUAAGCUGUCGUUGUUCCACAUACCUGUAUGUGAACAUAAGAUAAUCAGAAGUUGAAAAUAGGUGAUCUCCCUAGCCUUUGCACCUGGUUGGAGGGGGACUGCAUCCAUUUAGUGAGGGCAGUAAAGAGCACCUACCCUUAUUGCAAAAGCAGUUACAGCCAUACCAUGAAUCACUGUGAAGCUGCUGCCUCAGGUAGGAAAGUUGGGUGCAGUUUGCAGAAGAUUUUAGGCAGCUGUCCAAACAUUUAGGCAAAAUGCACAUCCUUGUAUGGCAUGCACUAAUUUCUAGCGAUAGAAUGGUUGUGAUGAUGCCUCUAAACACAUGCCAGUUGUGCAAAUACUGUAUAUCCAGGUUAGUCACAUGAACUUAAGAGUCAUAUUUGAUACAUGGUAGCCCUUCUGUCAGAAGCAGCUUUUAAAAUUUGUCAUUGAAAAGCUGAUUGUUUCAAAGCUGCGGUAGUGACAUCCUUAAGCGGCCAAAUGUAGUUGGUGAGCAUUCGGCUUGGGAGGAAACAACUUGUUCAGAGCUACUCUAAUAUUUUUUUAUGAUGGCCUUAGUGGGUAUUUAUAAAAGACUGCUGGGAAGUCAUAAUUUGGUGGUUCAGGGGGUGGGGCUUCUGAAUUUCAUUACGAGCUCCCUCUACCUUUUCCCUAUCACAAAGUGAUAAAUUUGUAGGAAAGCUGGGGAGGUGAAAGAAAAUGACCAGCUAGCAGAAGGUGCAUGAAAGAGUGUUCCAGAAAGGCUUAGCUGACAUCACUUCCAGCAAGUGAUUUUUGAGGCCUGAUUUAACUAUAACAGUGGAUCUACGGUGUAGUGAUUUCUGCUUUCUAUCUUGAAGAAAAGUGUAGUGCUUGCAUUGAUACCACUUGCCAGUAGAUCUUCCAUCUCUUAAUCUCAGUAGAACAAUAAUUUUCUCCCAUGUUAUCAACAUGACCACACUGGAUAGAUAUGUGAGUAAAGGUAAAGGGGCCCCUGACCAUUAGGUCCAGUCGUGACCGACUCUGGGGUUGCGGCGCUCAUCUCGCUUUAUUGGCCGAGGGAGCUGGUGUACAGCUUCCGGGUCAUGUGGCCAGCAUGACUAAGCCACUACUGACGAACCAGAGCAGCGCAUGGAAACGCCGUUUACUUUCCCGCUGGAGCGGUACCUAUUUAUCUACUUGCACUUUGAUGUGCUUUCGAACUGCUAGGUUGGCAGGAGCAGGGACCGAGCAACUGGAGCUCACCCCGUCGCGGGGAUUCGAACCACCGACCUUCUGAUCGGCAAGAGUAGAAAGCAGUUAAAAUUGAGUUUACGAAUAUAAGGGAAUAGAGGACUUCGUCUUCUGAAUAUGGUUUGGCGGUAUGUUCAAGAGCAGUGAUUGCCAACUUAGACAGGAUUUAGGCCUUCAGAAAUUCCAUUUUUGAAUGCCAAAUUGAUUUGUCAUGAUUUUGUGGAUCGUAAUUUUUGGCUUAGUAGUGGGAGAUUUGAGUUCAUGUUACACUCAUAUUUUGAGGCAUGUUUUGGGCAAGUAACCUGCCUCAAUUUCUGAUGUGUUAACACAGGUGACCCUUCAUAACACAGAUAUUGUAUGGAUAAAAAUAGUGAGCAAAUUUUAUUCACAUCCUGAGCCUAGGAAUAUGAACAACAAUAUGUAUAUCUUCAUAAACCAAAACACUGAAUAAUAAUUAAAUACCCAAUUUGUAUCAUGUUUUUAAUAUCUGGCACUAUAGCUUAAAUGUUUUGAAGAAAUAAAUGUGUUAAAGUUAUAUAUAUAACCAGGUUUAGAAAUGCCACAGACAGCCAAACCAGCAUAAUUAGUUCAUCAUGGGCUACAGAGAAAUUGUUCUUAACAGCCUAGUUGUCAACAUGACUGGGCUCGUACAAGUAACUUCUCUGUAACAAGUAAGCACCUUGAAGUGCAGAUGGUUAAAAGUAAGAUGUAAUACAUUGUGGGAUUUUUAACCUUCCCUUGUGGGUGUGUCUGAAAACUCCCAGGUGCCUUUUUGCCCAGGCACCUAGCAAUUUGAAAUAUUUUUUUUCAAUUUUGCUUGUGUGCUUUCUCCAUAGCUUAAGAUGCUUAUGCUUAAGAAAUGGAAAAUAUUAUUUUUAAAAUUGAACUAUUCCUGGUAACAUCACCAGAUUCUUGUUAUGUGACCAUUUGAACUGUCAGUAAUUACUGGUUAAGUGUAUUGUAACCUAGUUAUAUUGCAAGUGUUUGCAAGGUUUGAAACUUGAACCUGGUGGUAUUGCCACAGACUCAGAAUUUGCAGAAUGCUUUAUGAAGUUCCCUGUUGACCACUCUAAUACUCUGAAAUUUAUUGAUUGACUCAAGAUGGGGUUUGCAUUCUGCCACUAUUGCGAGGUUUAGUUGAGAUGAAAUAGGAAAUGGGAGUUUCUGAAAGUUUUAACUAGAUCAGUGAAACUGAACCCUCUGGCACAUAACACAAAAAAGGACUAACAUGCCAAGGGCUUUUUCAUUCUACAGUGUGAUUGUCUUUAGCUUGCAGUUGCUCUAGAAAACAAACAGGUUUGUGUUUUCUAUAGUUGAACUAUAGUUUAAAGCAAACUAUUGUUUUGUGUGAACCAGUAGUGUGCUGUUGCAGGCUGCUCAGUCACACAGCCCUCCACCCCUCCCUUGACUGCUGCUGUAUUACAGCUGAAACAAUCCAGAGUCUGAUUUGUUUUGUUGUCCAAACCUGGGAUUCUGGUUUGUUGGUCUCCAAAGAGACCAUGAGCAAUAACCAAGGCUUGUUCUUAGCUUACCAUUAUAGUCUGUUUGGAGAAAGCAAACCAUGAAUGCAGUUUCAGAUGAUAUGAGAAGCCAGACUUUGCCUUUUUCAUUUGUAGAGCAGUAGCAGCAGGUGCAUAGAAGGAGCACUGAGGGAACUUCUAAGCAGCAUGCACUAGCAUGCUGCUUAAUCACCACAAACCAUUGUUUAUUUUAAACUAUAGUUUAAUGUGGUUUGUAAACCAUUCUGUACACCACCAAGUUCAAUAAUCACUCUGGGUCUUUUUCUUCAUCAGUUUUUACUGUGUUUUUUGUUCCAGCUCUUUCUGUUUUACUUCUUAGCUUUCAGUGUAGAAGGUUUAAUUAGUUAGACUUCAGGUUUUUCUUCUUUUUCUUAGCUGAAGGAAUAUCAACAGAAGAAUAGCCCUGGGUCAGCAGCUGGAGCAAAGAAGAAACGUAAAGGCAAAGAAGGAAGUAGACCAGAGACACCAACUAAUGAUGGCAGAGAGUCUCCUGAAAACGUGAGUGGCUUACUUAACUAUUUCAAAUGCUCCAAAAUAUUUUGCUUCUACUUCUGUUUGAAGAUAGUUUUAACACUGUAAAAAAUUGAAGAAGGCUGUGUGUUUUUCUUUAGUACUACAAACACCUUGAACUCAUUGGACAGAAGUGGGGUAUAAAUACAAUAAUCAGUUGAUAAUAGAUAAGUAAGGAUGGGAAAUUCAGUAGAAAGAAAUAUUUGGCUCCUUGGUUGUUUUGAGGGAAUAGUAGUAUAUAGUUUGUAUAUUCUGCUGGAGUGAAGGAGUUAGUUGCAUCUUUUCCUAAACAGAUUGCAUGCAAGCAAGUUACUCCCAUCUUGUUGGUAUUAGGAUCUCUGCCAUUUUCCUUUUUCUUGUUCCUUUGGCUUCAGGAACCCGCUGAACAAUGUUCUCAUUCUGUCCCUUUUCUCUGCUGUUUCUCUUUCCACUUUUCUUUCACCCCCUUUAGAUUCAGAACAUUCUGAAGGUGUUGGUGUCAGACCUUAACCGCUCCAAUGGGGUAGCCAUACCUUCAUUGGACAAGAGGAAGGUGAGGCAGCAUUCAGAAUCUGUCCAACUGGCUUGCUGUCCAUACUGCAUGAUUCAGUUCCUAUUUACAAAUUAGGGUUUCUUGGGUGGGUGGAACAGAUUUUGGGAUACUUGUCAUACUUGUUAGCUGCGUGAAUGUUGUUGGCUAUCAUUAACAUUGAACUAUUUUUAACCUUGUGUGCACUUCCCUUAAUGUGGCUCAAAUUACAAUUGUGAAGAAGGGUUGCUUCUUGGAUUUUUAAGAUUGCUUUGCUUAAAGCAGCUGUUUUGGAAUGUCAAGCAUAACUGAAGGGAUUGCCACCCCCAAUACUACUGUUUCCAAGGUGAUAGUGAAUGAAUGCAUAAGUAGCGUUGUUCACUGUGGACUGCGGGUUGGGCUUGACUUCCAUUUCGCUUGUGAUCUUUUCCGCAUGUUAGUGGGUUUUGUUUGUAUGUUGUAGAAGCACCUCAUCUCAGAAAUGCAUGUUCUUGCUCAUCUAUAUUCAGACUGUUGCCCUGGAGGAUAAGCUAUGUGGGUUAAUCAUGCCAACUCAUGAUUUGACAGGCAAUGAAAUUUGAACACAUGAUACAGUCUGAGGAGUAAUAAACAUUUAGAUUUACCUAGGCAGAAAAAGUCUUCCUAUUCCUUGUAUUACAAAGGACUGUUAGGAAAACUGAGUUUUGCAUACUUUGCUAACCCAGGUUGAAUUCAAUUAAAAAUAAAGGGCUGGGUCUAAUAGAAACCAGUCUGCUUGAGUUGGCUGCAUCUGAGUAUUUUUAAAGCACACACUUGCCAUGUUUUAGAAAGCAGAGAGCCAGUAAUGGUGUAGUAGUUAAGAGUCUUGGACCAGGCCCUGGGAGACCAGGACUCAAAUCUUACACUCAGCCAUGAAGUUCACUGGGUGACCUUGAGCCAGUCACUGUCUCUCAUCCUAACCUACCUCAAAAAGUUGCUGUGGGGAUUAAAUAAGGAAAGAGAGAACCAUGUGUGCCACCUUGAGUACUUGGAGAAAAAUGUGAUAGAUAAAUGCAAUAAAUUAAAAAUAAUAAACAUAAUUAGCUUUCCCCCCUGAAAAAUAUAUAAAUAUCAAAAUAAGUUGUGAAUAAACAACUGUCUGCAAGCUGUUUCUUCAUGUUUUAUUACCAUUGCUUAGUGAUAUAGCAUUUGCUGUUUAUUCAGAAGAAACGAGGUUCGAUCCCCACCAUCUCCAGGGAGUCCCUUUUCUGAAUUCCUGAAGAGCUGCUGCCAGUCAGUGUGGGCAAUGUUGAGCUAGGUGUACCAAUGAUCUGACUAGGUAAAGGGCAGCUUCCUAUGUUCCUUUAAAACUUUAGCUUUAUCUUUGGUGUUGGCAGAUGCCCACCAAACAUUUACAUUAACUUUGUGGGUGCCAUUUCAACUUACUGUUGCAUUUGAAUUCAGGCAUCAAAAUAACCAUAUUGUAUUGGUUACAAGAUCAGGGGUGGAAAGUAAAGGGGUGUGUUAUCUUCAAAAUCCUAUUAUGAGCAAAAUACUGUAUGUGGAUUUUUUAGAUGGAAAGCUGCACAUUCCUGCAGGAAAUGCAACGGUUGUAAAAGUUACAAGGCCUAUUUCCUAUGAAGCUGGAUGGCCUAUGAGGAUGUUAGGCUGGUAGCUGGUGUUGUUGUUUGUAUUGUAUAGGGCAAGGAUAUGAAAUCUGUGGCCCUUCAGGUGUUGUUGGAUUCCAGCUCCUAUCACCUCUGAUAUGAAUUAGGAGUCCAAUAUCUCAUUCCCCAUGUCUGGUAUAAAGUCAAUCUUUCAGUUAUUUCUGAGGAUGAUAUUUCAUGAGGACAUGGGCUUCAUGAAGAAAGUGUUGGACUUCAGCAUGGAAACCCGAGUCUAGGUCUGUCUUAACCAUUGAAAGUCAAUCGGUCUCAGUUCUCCAGCUGUAACUUUAAAAUAAUAGAGUUCUGUAUUCAGUAUAUCCUGGCUUUUUGAGCAGAAUAUAUUCAAGGCGAAUUAUAAUAAAUAGGCUAUAAACGUCUCUGGAGAGGCUAUUCCAUCAUUUGGCUACCACUAUGGAAAAGGCUUCAUCUUUCAGGAUACCUACAUUAUCCUAAGCAGAUUGACUGUUACACAGUAAAAGGAAUAUUGGCCCUAAUCUUUGUUGUUGUUGUUUAGUCGUUUAGUCGUGUCCGACUCUUCGUGACCUCAUGGACCAGAGAACGCCAGGCACUCCUGUCUUCCACUGCCUCCCGCAGUUUGGUCAAACUCAUGCUGGUAGCUUCGAGAACACCAUCCAACCAUCUCGUCCUCUGUCGUCCCCUUCUCCUUGUGCCCUCCAUCUUUCCCAACAUCAGGGUCUUUUCCAGGGAGUCUUCUCUUCUCAUCAGGUGGCCAAAGUAUUGGAGCCUCAGCUUCACGAUCUGUCCUUCCAGUGAGCACUCAGGGCUGAUUUCCUUAAGAAUGGAUAGGUUUGAUAUUCUUGCAGUCCAUGGGACUCUCAAGAGUCUCCUCCAGCACCAUAAUUCAAAAGCAUCAAUUCUUCGGCGAUCAGCCUUCUUUAUGGUCCAGCUUUCACUUCCAUACAUCACUACUGGGAAAACCAUAGCUUUUACUAUACGGACCUUUGCUGGCAAGGUGAUGUCUCUACUUUUUAAGAUGCUGUCUAGGUUUGUCAUUGCUUUUCUCCCAAGAAGCAGGCGUCUUUUAGUUUCGUGGCUGCUGUCACCAUCUGCAGUGAUCAUGGAGCCCAAGAAAGUAAAAUCUCUCACUACCUCCAUUUCUUCCCCUUCUAUUUGCCAGGAGGUGAUGGGACCAGUGGCCAUGAUCUUCGUUUUUUCGAUGUUGAGCUUCAGACCAUAUUUUGCGCUCUGCUAUUUCACCCUCAAUAAAAGGUUCUUUAAUUCUUCCUCACUUUUUGCCAUCAAGGUUGUGUCAUCUGCAUAUCUGAGGUUGUUGAUGUUUCUUCCAGCAAUCUUAAUUCCGGCUAGGGAUUCAUCCAGCUCAGCCUUUCGCAUGAUGAAUUCUGCAUAUAAGUUAAAUAAGCAGGGAGACAAUAUACAGCCUUGUCGUACUCCUUUCCCAAUUUUGAACCAAUCAGUUGUUCCAUAUCCAGUUCUAACUGUAGCUUCUUGUCCUACAUAGAGAUUUCUCAGGAGACAGAUGAGGUGAUCAGGCACUCCCAUUUCUUUAAGAACUUGCCAUAGUUUGCUGUGGUCGACACAGUCAAAGGCUUUUCAUAGUCAAUGAAGCAGAAGUAGAUGUCUUUCUGGAACUCUCUAGCUUUCUCCAUAAUCCAGCGCAUGUUUGCAAUUUGGUCUCUGGUUCCUCUGCCUCUUCUAAAUCCAGCUUGCACUUCUGGGAGUUCUUGGUCCACAUACUGCUUGAGCCUUCCUUGUAGAAUUUUAAGCAUAACCUUGCUAGCGUGUGAAAUGAGUGCAAUUGUGCAGUAGUUGGAGCAUUCUUUGGCACUGCCUUUCUUUGGGAUUGGGAUGUAGACUGAUAUUCUCCAAUCCUCUGGCCACUGCUGAGUUUUCCAAACUUGCUGACAUAUUGAGUGUAACACCUUAACAGCAUCAUCUUUUAAAAUUUUAAAUAGUUCAGCUGGAAUACCAUCACUUCCACUGGCCUUGUUAUUUGCAGUGCUUUCUAAGGCCCAUUUGACUUCACUCUCCAGGAUGUCUGGCUCAAGGUCAGCAACCACACUACCUGGGGUGUAUGAGCCAUCCAUAUCUUUCUGGUAUAAUUCCUCUGUGUAUUCUUGCCACCUCUUCUUGAUGUCUUCUGCUUCUGUUAGGUCCUUACCACUUUUGUCCUUUAUUAUGGUAAUCUUUGUACGAAAUGUUCCUUUCAUAUCUCCAAUUUUCUUGAACAGAUCUCUGGUUCUUCCCAUUCUGUUGUUUUCUUCUAUUUCUUUGCAUUGCUCGUUUAAGAAGGCCUUCUUGUCUCUCCUUGCUAUUUUUUGGAAAUCUGCAUUCAAUUUCCUGUAUCUUACACUAUCUCCCUCGCAUUUUGCUUGCCUUCUCUCCCCCGCUAUUUGUAAGGCCUCGUUGGACAGCCACUUUACUUUCUUGCAUUUCUUUUUCAUUGGGAUGGUUUUCGUUGCUGCCUCCUGUAUAAUGUUGCGAGCCUCCAUCCAUAGUUCUUCAGGCACUCUGUCCCGCAAAUCUAAAUCCUUAAACCUGUUCCUCACUUCCACUGUGUCUUCAUAAGGGAUUUGGUUUAGAUUGUAUCUUAUCGGCCCAGUGGUUUUUCCUACUUUCUUCAGUUUAAGCUUGAAUUUUGCUAUAAGAAGCUGAUGAUCUGAGCCACAGUCAGCUCCAGGUCUUGUUUUUGCUGACUGUAUAGAGCUUCUCCAUCUUUGGCUGCAGAGAAUAUAAUCAAUCUGAUUUCGAUGCUGCCCAUCUGGUGAUCUGGUAGAGUUGUCUCUUGUGUUGUUGGAAAAGCGUGUUUGUGAUGACCAGCUUGUUCUCUUGACAGAACUCUAUUAGUCUUUGCCCUGCUUCGUUUUGAUCUCCAAGGCCAAACUUGCCAGUUGUUCCUUUUAUCUCUUGAUUCCCUACUUUAGCAUUCCAAUCCCCUAUAAUGAGAAGAACAUCCUUUUUUUGGUGUCACUUCUAUAAGGUCUUGUAAGUCUUCAUAGAAUUGGUCAAUUUCAGUUUCUUCAGCACCAGUAGUUGGUGCAUAAACUUGGAUUACUGUGAUGUUAAAAGGUCUGCCUUGGAUUCGUAUCGAGAUCAUUCUAUCAUUUUUGAGAUUGCAUCCCAGUACAGCUUUCGCCACUCUUUUGUUGACUAUGAGGGCCACUCCAUUUCUUUUACGGGUUUCUUGCCCACAGUAGUAGAUAUGAUAGUCAUCCGAACUGAAUUCGCCCAUUCCCGUCCAUUUUAGUUCACUGAUGCCCAGGAUAUCAAUAUUUAUUCUUGCCAUCUCAUUUUUGACCACAUCCAACUUACCCAGGUUCAUGGUUCUUACAUUCCAGGUUCCUAUGCAAUAUUUUUCUUUACAGCAUUGGACUUCCCUUUCGCUUCCAGGCAUAUCCGCAACUGAGCGUCCUUUCGGCUUUGGCCUAGCCGCUUCAUCAGCUCUGGAUCUACUUGUACUUGUCCUCCGCUCUUCCCCAGUAGCAUGUUGGACGCCUUCCGACCUGAGGGGCUCAUCUUCCAGCAUCAUAACUUUUAUAUGCCUGUUGUCUUUGUCCAUGGAGUUUUCUUGGCAGGGAUACUGGAGUGGCUUGGCGGUUCCUCCUCCAGGUGGAUCACGUUUGGUCAAAACUCUCCACUAUGACCUGUUCAUCUUGGGUGCCCUGCUCGGCAUAGUUCAUAGCUUCUCUGAGUUAUUCAAGCCCCUUCGCCACGGCAAGGCAAUGAUCCAUGAAGGGGACCUAAUCUUUAGGAUAAGCCAAAUGGUGGUUAAAAAAAAGAAAGAAAUGCUGUUCCCUUGAGAUGAAACAGUGUUUGUUCAGUGAAAAUGUCCCUUGGGAUAGUGGCCAGAUUGAAGCUUUUUGCUUUGAAAUGGAGAAAUACUCUUUUAGGUAGAAGUGAGUUGUCUUCAGUGAUAUGCUACCACAGAAUGACAUGUUUCAAUCCAGUUAUGUAGCCAGUGAGUUCCAAAUUUUGGUUCAUGAAUUAUCUGGGGAGCUGAGAACAAACUUUCCUUUCUUUCACUUGGGAAAUGGGGAAUGUAUUAGCUAUUUGCUUUUCUAUAUUGCCCAUCCUCCAAAUAGCUCAGAGGAGCACACAUGGUUCUCCACCCACCCUUUUAACCUUGCAGCAAUCCUAAAAGAGACUGACUGGCCGAGAGUCACUCAGUAGAGAUUUGAAUUCAGGUCUCCCAGUCUUAGUCUGACACCAUGCUGAUUCUCUGCACUAAUUUAUAUCACAGUUUGUGACAAUAUAUGAGAUCAGUGUAAAACCUUCUGCCCAUGUGAUUAACAAUCCAGUGAAAGAUAAAGAUAAAGAUAAAGAACUGCUAUGCCUGCUGGCCCUGCCCUUGUAUCACCACUUCCUCCUCUGCUGUCUGCACACUGUUGUGUGUACAGGCAUAUGUGUAGAAGACAAAUUGCCCUAUGUGUGUAGGCUCCAACUGCAGUGUGUGAUGGUACAUGAUCAGGGUCCAUUGCUCUAAAGACAUGAACCCUUAAUACGUACACGGCAGCAGUAGGUGAAUGCCUGAAUAUGGCUAGUGUUUGAUACAGUAGGUCCUUUAAGGGUGUUACACUCCUAACUCACACACAUUCUUUAUUUCGGUCCAAAGACCCACAAAAACAUUUUCAGAAGCAAAAUAAAACAGAAAUACAAGAAAAGGAUUCUAAGGCAGUCACUAUGUUUUAUCCAGACCAUGUUGGUUAAUAUUUCUUAUUACUUCUGAGAGGAACUUAGCCAUGCCCAGGGUAGUAUCAUUUGACAUAUAUCCAAGGAGGUACUUGAGAUGGAAAGAGUCGGGUUUUCCAGUUAAGUUUACCAAUAGGGGUUUACUUAAUUGAUCCCUGGUAUGUUGGACUGGAAAAGACCCUGAUGUUGGGAAAGAUGGAGGGCACAAGGAGAAGAGGACGACAGAGGACGAGAUGGUUGGAUAGUGUUCUCGAAGCUACCAGCAUGAGUUUGACCAAACUGCGGGAGGCAGUGGAAGACAGGAGUGCCUGGCAUGCUCGGUCCAUGGGGUCAGGGAGAGUCGGACACGACUAAACAACAACAACAACAUGUUGGACUGCUCACUGUGCAGUAGAAUCGACACCCUGAGAGCACUCUUAACUAGAAGGAGGGUUCCUGAACUCUUUUUGGUAGAAUGUCAGAUUUAGUGAAAUGCUACCUUGGAAUACUUAUUUGACUCUACUGGGCAGAAAAGAUGAAUACUGGCAACUGAGAUAAUAUUGUUAUUUGUGCUUGCACAACCUCUGUUGCUGGGCCUAGGCAGAACAGAAAUCUUUCAGUAUAGCUCCUGAAAGAAAAUCAUGUACCUUCAGAGGUACAUGUCACCAAUGUGUGAUCUAUUUUCUUGAGGCUACCGCAUGUUAUAGGCUUCAGAGAUUUUUGUCUGAGAAUGAGCUUUUAUCACUUUGGGAGGCUGAUUGCAUUAACAGUUGUACAAUGUGUCAAAGGACAAAGUGCGUAUUUGAAGAUCUAACAAAUGUGUCUCUUUGUCCCCUGUAUGUGUUCUUGGGAACAAAAGUGCCAGGAUAAAAUGAAGGGUAGAGAUGCUUGCGCAGGGAAGGGUGGGUGGGUACCAGCCAUUCUAGCAAUACUUAAAAUUUCCAUGGUAAUAAAAACAUAUAGGAAGAGCCCUACUGGGUUCGGCUGAAGGCCCAUGUGGUCCAGCAUCCUCUUCUCACAGUGGCCAAUCAUGGCUUAGCAUGGAUAAGCAAACAUGCAGGUUCCAGGAGAGUUGACAGUUGCUUUAUUCUUCAUUUUGUCUUGCUGCUGCUAGUUUGACUUAAUAUUAUGCCCAAACCCAGAUUCAUGAUUUAUUUUACUGCAGACAGAACACAAGCUGUAGCCCAAGUUUGUUAUAUGACGUGACAAACCAUUUGUGGUUUGUCUGGAGCAAGAUAAACCAUGAGUCUGGGUUCAGACAUGUUGCUCACAGCAGUGUGGCAGCAGCAGGACCAGAGGAGUAGCAAAACAACUCUGGAUCUUCUCCCUAAAAAUGAGCCUAAUGCUUGAAUGGUGUUAUAUCUGAACUGAGUCACUUUAUUUCUUUCUCCCUCCCAGCCCUGUUGGCCGCUUUUUCAAAUUUGCUGCCUCUUCCCUUUCUCUAAUACUUAGAACAGAGGUCGGCAAACUUUUCUGCCCGCGGGCCAGAGCGCGCACGCACCCGUGCACAUGCACACAUGCACACAUGCCCGCCGCUCUUUGCCUAUUGGCUUUCGGAGCCAUGGUAGCAGAGGAGGAGGCAUCUGCGGCUUCCUAUUGAUUGCAGGAGCUUCCUGCAGCCGAUAGGAAGCUGUGGCUGUGUCCUGGAAGGCAGUCCCCACACAGAGCUAAGCCACACAGAGCUAAACCAGCGCGCCACACCUGUUUAGCUCUGUGCGGGGACUGACUGAGCAGGCAACAAUGGCCGGGGGGUGGUUUAACUUCGUCUUAACUGCCCCCUUUUCCAGGGAGUCUUCUCUUCGCUUCCCUGGAAAAGACCCUGAUGUUGGGAAAGAUGGAGGGCACAAGGAGAAGGGGACGACAGAGGACGAGAUGGUUGGACAGUGUUCUCGAAGCCACAAACAUGAGUUUGACCAAACUGCGGGAGGCAGUGGAAGACAGGAGUGCCUGGCGUGCUCUGGUCCACGGGGUCACGAAGAGUCGGACACGACUAAACAACAACAACAACAACACCCCCUUGGGCUGUAGUUUGCCAACCCCUGGCUUAGAACUUCAUCCAUGAGCUGUUUGCGGGCUUGGGAUAUAUCUCUUUGGAUAUUUAAUAACUUGAACCUAGGGUUAGUGUGCACCAGUUCACUGAGGUCUAACAGACAAUAUUCCUCUUUACAUUCAGUUUAAAUUUGGUCCCUGGUUGCCAGUCUCUAACUUCGGUGUCUUGGAAACCACGGACAACACUUUGGGAGAAACGUUUUCCCCACUCCCACUAUACAAUCUAGGUGUGUAUAGUGACUCAUUCUGUUCCAUCCCUAUCUGAUUAGCUGUCUUCCCAGGAAUAUGCACUUUGCAAAAGUAAAGGAUCAAUGUAACAUGAACCAUGUUGAGGUUGGCAUUGCCCACCAUGUUUGCAUCACACCAAAAACAUUGAACUGAUUUCUGCAAGAAGUUCCAGCAGAUAGUGACAGUUCACAGGAUUAGCUUUUUUUGGGUACAUGUACAUUUUUUGUACAUUGUUCUGAGAAGAGCAUUCCUCCGCUGAUCUGCCUCUAGGUUUGACAGGUUCUUCUAGAAAUGGUGCAUGCUUGUAUUCAUCUGGGUUCCCCCUCACCUGCAUGGUGCUUGUAAUCUUUAUGGUAUGUUUUGUGACAGGCAUACUGUGAUGGUGAUGUUUCCGCUCACAAUGCUGAACAACUCGCUGCUGGUGUCCACAUGCUGUCUAACAGCAACAGUUUGCCUAGCUCUGCCGCUCCAAGUCCUGGUAGCAUGCAGCUGUUGCAGGUUUGUCAAUGUUUGCAUCCCCCACACUGAACACCCUAGAUAACUUUGUGUGUGUGUGUGUGUGCGUGCGUGUGUGUAUUUGAAAUAUAAAGCAAAGCAUACUUCCCAAAAGAGCGGGGAGGUGAUGGUAACACAGACAUUUCAGUUACCAACACUGGCCUGUCAGUCUGCAACUAUAGGAGGAUUUGGCUAUACAGAACACUUAGAUUUAGGUUGCACAAUACAUUCCUUCCUCAUCUCUCAGUCUUCAGCCAUUGAUUGAAUGUAGUUUCGUUGGAAGGGUAAGAUGAGUACAGUUGGGCACCGUGUUGGGCACUGUGGCCCCCUAAGCUCUCUCCUUUAGCCUAUAGAUUAGCUUUCACAUCUUAACAUUUAUUUGUACAUCUCUUCUAGAUGGUUGAAAUGUAAGGGCAAUAGUAAAGCCAAAUAUUUGUCUACUCUGUUUCCAUAUCUGCCAAGCCCUGAGGCUAAUUUCCUUCUUCUUAGGUAAUAAAUUCAAGAUAGGAAUAACUUGAUGGUGUCAACCAACUGGUUUAGCACCUUCUGCCUGUCUGUUCAGCUUAUAUGCAAUUUAUAUUAAUGUGUGUGAGCUGUGGCCCUCUGACUCAUGAUACAUAUCCUCUGUGGUUCCUUGUGUACUGAAGUUGUCCAUUCCUGAUCUACAGUAAUGAAUAUUUCUAUAUUUUUAAAAAAGUAAGUGUUAAUUGAAAAAUUCCUAACAAAACAAAGUGAUAGACAACCAGCCUGACCCUUUGCUUGAGCAUUAAAUAUGUGAAGCUUAUUAAGUAUUUUUUCUUGAAUUGUGCUAUGGCAGGGGUCAGCAAACAUUUUCAGCAGGGGGCUGCUCCACUGUCCCUCAGACCUUGUGGGGGGCCGGACUAUAUUUUGGAGGGGGGGAAAUGAACAAAUUGCUAUGCCCCACAAAUAAAACACGCUGAUUCCCAGACUGUCCAUAGGCCGGAUUUAGAAGGCAAUUUGGCCCGAUCUGGCCCCCGGGCCUUAGUUUGCCUACCCAUGUGCUAUGGUAUAGAAGUCUAGGUGUGCUGUGUUUUGUGCAUCCUGUGUUGAAGCAGUCCUCAGGGCAGGUAUGCAAAACCUGUGGCCUUCCAGAUGUUGUUUAACUCCAGCUCCCGUUAGUCCUAGCUGAUGGGCAGGGAUGAUGGGAGCUGGAAUCCAACAACAUGUGGAGGGCUGCAGGUCCUUCAUUCUUGCGUUGGGGAAUAAAGCAAUGGUAGAUGUUGUGAGGUGUCACUCAGAAGGAGAGGAGUGUAUCCAGUCUUUUGUUGGAGUUACAUAUAUCUGUGCAUGUGCAUUCUUAUACAUAUCCAUAUAUUUGUGUUUCUGCUUUCUACUACAGUAAUGUAUCUUUUUUAUUUCACAGAUCUGUGACACUGAUCAUAAAAAUGCCUUGGAAGAAAAUAGGUGAGAGGUUUCUCUCUGUAUUCUCUCCUGCUCUCUCGAUCAUAUUCCAGUCACUAAAAAUGAGGAUUGUUCUUAAUGUCUACUUUAUUACAGAUGUUUGUUGUGUGUCAUCUUCCUUUUUUAGGUCCCUCUCAUUGGCAGAUAGUCUCCGCCAGCUGUCUGAACAGCUUAAUGGCAUGGUCAAUCAGGUAAAAGCCAAGUUCUUCUGAUCUGUCUAUCUUAGAAUCAUAGACCUAGAAGAGAUCUCAAAGGACACCUAGUCCAUCCUUCUGCUGAUGCAGGAAAUCUGCAACUACAACACCCCUGAUUAUAGUCCAUCACCUUCUAAGGCAAUCUGUUUCACUGUUGAACACCUAUCAUACUGUCAGGAAGUUCUUCCUAAUAUUUAGUCCUUUUCUUUCUUUUUUGGUGAUUCGAGUCCAUUGGUCUGGGUCCUACCCUCUGGAAUAAAGAGAGCAAAUUUGCUCCAUCAUCUGUGACAGCCCUUCAAAUAUCUGAAGAUGGCUGUUAGAUUGCCUCUUAAUCGUUUCUUAUUUUUAUAUGGCCAGCUCUUGAAUUUUCAGUUAUUGUAUGGUUCCUUGCAGCCAGACAAUAAAACCUGAAGAUGCUUUCAGACUGAAAGCCAGAAAUGGUGUGUGUCAUGUGACCUGUGGGAAGUGUGUGUGAAUGAGAUAUACUCAAGGGUUAUACACUGGUAACACAUGAAAGGGCUGCUCGCCUUCUCUUAAAGAAGCUGUUUCCUGUCUACAGUCAUACCUUGGAUCCCGAUCACCUUGUGAGUUGACUGUUUAGGCUCCCAAAUGCCACAAACCGGAAGUGAGUGUUCCGGUUUGCACAUGUUCUUUGGAACCUGAACGUCCGACAUGGCAUCCUAUUGGCUGCAGGAGAUUCCUGCAGCCAAUCGGAAGCUGUGCCUUGGUUUCUGAACUUUUUGGAAGUUGAACAGACUUCCGGAACGGAUUCCAUUUGACUUCUGAGGUACCACUGUAUUUCUUAUCAGAGGUUCAAAUUCCAUAGAUGUAGCCUUGUUAGCCUGUUAAUCUUGUGACAUCUUAAAAGUGGCAUAUUUAUAUUCAAGAAACUAUAUAGUUCACCACUGGAACCAUCCUGGAAUAAUCCAGUUUAAAUACAGCUAGACAAGAAGCAGUUAAAAGCAUCUCAGCACUAAAACAACAGGAGUAGUAAUAAUUGGCCAUAUUAUCCAAGGCUUUUUCAUCUAUAUGUAAAUCUGCUAGUGGUCCAGUUUGCGCAUAAUGCUAAGUGUGAAUGACCAUGGUUGCAAGUACUUAGCAAAAAUUGCACCCUCUUUGCUCCUCCCCUGGUCCUGCUGGUGCUGUGCUACCUGGGGGGUAAGCCAUUGUUUAGCUUAGCAUUGCAUAUUAACUCAUAUAUGUGGUUUCCCUUGAGUCCAAACCAUGAACAGGGAGCCAAACAGCUCACUGCAAGCUUGCUCUGAGUGCCCAUGUGUUUCCUCUUUAUAUAUAACCAUUAUGUGCAAAUGAAAUUUGUUUAAGCCAUGGUUUAACAAACUAUGAGCUAAUGAGAGGUUGUCUCACAGACAAAUCAAAUUGUGGUUUGUUUUCUGGAGAUUCGUACCUAACACCUUAUAUUUUAGAGUGUGGUGGUCAAGCAAACAUAGUCAAGGAAGAGUGCUGCUUUCACAUAUAAAAUUAAGCCAUAGGUAAAACAAACUUAGGUUUAUAAGCCAACAGCAAAGCAUUGCUUCUAAUUGUGGAUUGUUUGUAGUAAACCAUAUUUAAGCUGCUGGACUGAGUUUGCACAUAAUGCUAAGCCAUGGUUUAAUAAACCAGAAUUUUGUGUUAUGUGUGAACCAGGACAGCAGAGAGGUUGUGGGGUAGAAACACAUUUUUAAAAAUAGCCUCUCUGUGGGUAAAAAGCUAGCAUGCCAGGAAGAAAGAUACUAGCCCAGUCUGUUGUUCUAGUUUUCUACCUAUAGUUCAGGUGUCUUUAUUUUUAGUGCAAGAGAACACUUUGCACUCCGUUUAUGAUCUAAAGUGUUACACUGAAUUCUGCUACCUCAAUACUUUACUGCUUCGUGUUGGCUGCAUGUGUAAAUCAAACCUAAAAGAUCCUCUGAUCUAUUAUCAGUAUAUUAUGAGGGACAUUUAUCUUACCUGAACCAUGUACAGUGGUACCUCUGGUUACGAAUUUAAUUUGUUUCGGGUUGCCGUGUGCACCCCAAAAAAUCCGUAACUAGAGGGGCCGCUUCUGUGCACGCACGGCACAAUAGAGCGCUUCAGCCAUAACCUGAAGAUUCUGUAACCUGGAGGUUACACAACACGAGGUACCACUGUAUGGGGUAUUUUACUUGUAGAACUUCCAACACAAUCUACCUUAGCAUUAAUCAUAGGAAGGGGAAGAGUGCCUGUAAUAUAGGUGGGUGUUUGAAGGAACCUCUUGCCGUAGUGGGUACACUAAGUUACCUUUCUGUUUACUCUCCAGUUUCAAAAUUUUCUUAUUCUGUAGGAGUGUUGUCAUCCCACUAAGGGAAAUAUUUAACUGAAAUUCAUGUUCACAUUUUCCAAGUUAACUAGUUGUGAUGGCAAAUAUCUUGUAUUUUACAGCCCACGGCCUAUGUGAAUGGGGAAGAUGCCACAUCUUCAACAGAUAUGAAAGAGAUGGCAGUAAGUGCAGUGCUCCUGGCUCUUUGUCAGUCUGCAUUUCUUUGAACAAUAUAGUAACGAAUCUAGUGUGUGUACUAGUAAUAAGAACUUAACUUGAGUGCAAGAAAUGACAACAACAUUGCAUGUUAAAGUUUUACUUGUUUAGAUGAAGGCUCCUGCAGUGGCUUUUAGACUGGAUUAUGGAAGUGUAAAGAUCCAUCCUGAUGUUCCUUUGAAAGGAGAUUAAGCUUUUGGUGGUUUAGUAUGUAUUUGGUAGUGGUGGGGGAUGAUGUGUUUGUGUAAGAAUGGGCACCACAAAUUAGUUCAACUGUGAUGCUGAUUAUUAUUUUCUCUCCCUUUUUUAAUAAUUUGCCUUUUCUCCCCUUUUCUACUCCCUUCCUCUUCCUCCUCCUCCUCCUCCUGCUAUCUGCAUGUGCCCAUCAGACACGUUACCAGGAGCUGGCAGUAGCCCUAGACUCCAGCAAUCUAACAAACAAACAACUCAGUACAAAGAUAGAGGAAUUGGUAAGAAAUAACCAGACCAAAAUGUUUGGCCUUGUCUUGCUGCUCCUCUGUGCUCUCUGGGUGUCUGCAAGGAUUUGGGUUCUUUCACAGUGCCACAAAGAAAAGUGCCAAAGGGGUGCGGAGGGAGUGAGGGAUCAGACUAAUCUAAAUAAAAAUAGAGAAAAAGGGGGAAAAGGAAGAGAGGGGAAAAAACAAAGAGACAGAAUAGGAGGGGAGAGGGAGAGAGAAUACAGAGCCCUCUUUAUACAGAGCCACAAAGGGGAGGAUACCCUCCCAGCUCUCACCUGGGUUCUUCUGUUUCUACUCCCAGCCUGAAAGUUCUUCCCUUCUCUGCUUCUCAUGCAGAGUCCUUCAUCAGUCCUUCAUCAUCUUCGUCUGAUUAUCCUCAUCAGCUCAAGGUAGAGGACAUCAAAAGAUGAAAUAAAACGUGAACAAAAAUAGAAUUAACCAAAAAAGGGACAAAAGCUAAAUAUCAUUAAAAAGGAAAAGGAAAAUAGAGAUCAAGGCAAUAGAGGACUUCUUAUUCUCCAUUUGCCCAUUAUGUAUAUUUAGAUUAUUCAAAGUAUUCAAAACAUUCACUCCACAAUAGCAUCCCACUGUAUUCUAGGACAAUGUCCAACUGUUCCUCAAUCUGCUAGGUGUUGUUUUUUCAAUCUUCAGUCCUAGACACCUGAAGUUCAUUUAUUUUCCUUUCUACACAAAAAGACCAAAAGGGGCUGUUUCAGUUGCUAUUAUUACUAGAUAGCAAGAUUAUUCUUCCUCCAUUCCAGUAUAACAAUUUUAUUUCCAAGAGGUUUCCUUAUAAUAAUCCACAGUUAUUUGUUUAUUGCAUGUUUAUUAAUUGGUACCCAAGUCCGUAUCUUUCAAUCCCAUUUCCUGUUGGCCAUGAUUAAAGGGACUCUUGAAGGUGAUCCAGUAGUGGCUGUCACAGAUGGAAGUUCAGGGUCCAAGAGUAAAACAUUGGUCUGAGCCUAUCACCUUAAGCACACUCAUGUCUGUGCAUUGAUGUGACCUCUUUCUGUCUCCUUACUGUGAACAGGUGUGUUCAUCUUUUAUGCUGUGCCUACAGAACUACCUUGUGGGAGGAUGUGGGAGAGAAAGAGGUUCCUUGCUUUCAUUUCCCAUAGAGAAAUGGGAGGCAAACCAAAAUCACAGAGGAUUUUGAUAGCCAAGAACUUGCCCACUUGCAAGAGAAGUGGGUUGCAAGAGAUAAGUAGAGAUUAAAUUUAGUAAUCAAGUAAGUCAGUUGCCAAGGUGGUUUAUACCCAGGUUUAGUCUUUUUUGGGGAGGAGAAAUUUGUUUGGAAAAUAGCUGAGUUUCAACCUCUCUCCUAUUCAUAAAUGUAAGUGCUAAUUGUAUUGGUUUUCAGCAUCUGUUGAGAGUUCAGGAAUGCACACAAAUAGAGACUUUAAAAGUAGGGCUUGCUUUGAUUCUACUUUGCAAUUGCAUGAUGAGCUGCUGCUGAACUUCUCCUAACUGGAACAGCGUUGACUCUAUUGAAUCUGUUUCAACAAAGAUUGGGGCUUAGCUUUCUAGACUUAAAACAUGGGGAUAGUGAGUGACCAUCUUUUGAGCAACAGUGGCACUGUGAGUGAGCCUGUUUGUCUUUAGCUUGCAUGGGUGGCUUCUGCUACUGUUACUUUACUCACUGCCUUUUAAAAUACAGCUAGAAAUAUGUGAGGCCUGUUUUCAGUCAGCAAAGAGUCCUGCAUUGUUUGGAAUAUCCCUCCACCCCAUUUCACCCUCCCCAGCUUGUUGCAUGGCUUCUCUUAGUUUUUGCUGCAUUGUUCUUUUCUUUGUGUCCCCUACCCCCUCCCUCCUCCACACCCGCUGUAGCAUUUCAAUCGGCAACUGAAAUGCCUUGUGUUUCAGCACUGCUUACAAAUGGCUUUUGCCAUUUGCAGGCUGACAGGAACAUGAAGUGCUCUUUUAUUGGGUGUUGAGAAUUCUCGGGGCGAGGGGAGCCAAAACAGUGUAUUGAUUGGGAGGGCGGGGAAGGAGUGAACUUUAAAAAGAAAAGAAAAGCAGACUUUGCAGACAUGCUUACUUCAUUUGUUUUUGUAAGGGACUACAUAGAACAAUUGAUGUAACAAAAUUUGUAUUGGGCAAAGAAGACUUCUCGCUCAACCUCUGUGCCCUCCCCAUGUCUUUCUGGAUUCUAAGGCCCAGUUCCGACCAAAAAAAUGUACAAAGGCUUAUGUGUGUAAGCCUUGGAUCAGGGGUCAGCAAACUUUUUCAGCAGGGGGCCGGUCCACUGUCUCUCAGACCUUGUGGGGGGCCGGACUAUAUUUUGGAAAAAAAUAUAUGAACGAAUUCCUAUGCACACUACAACAUAAUGUAUUUGUAGUGCACAAAAAACAGGAAAAGCUAAACAGUAUUUAAAAUGAAGAACGAGUUUAAUCAACAUAAACUUAUAACAAUACAAUAUUUAAAAUGAAGAACGAGUUUAAUCAACAUAAACUUAUAAGUAUUUCAAUGGGAAGUAUGGGCCUGCUUUUGGCUAAUGACAUGGUCGAUAUCCGGUUCCAUAUUUGUCACAGCUAGUCGUAGCAAGUGAUGCAAGUGUUCAUCAGUUAAUCUGGAUCUGGUUGGAGAUUUCAUUCAGGAAAAAGUCUGUUCACAGACAUAGGUGCUGCCAAAGAUGGUUGCAAAUCUGAGUGCAUGGUUCCUGAGAUUCAGAUAUGUCUCAGAGGGGAGAGAAGCAUAGAAAUUUGUGAGGCUGCUUGAUUUGAAAGCAUCUUUCAGAGAGUCACAAUUCUGUAGUUCGACCAAUUCCAUUUGGUAAAUUGGAUCAGCAGUUUCAGUGUCAACAGAAAAUGGGUUCCAGAAAAGCUAUAUGUCUUGCUCAUGGAUGUGAAGCUCUUUAAAUCGAGUUUGAAACUCCUUUUGCAAAAUUUCCAGUAAAUCCACAUGUUUCGUUUGGGAAUGCAACUGCUGGUUUUCCCGCCGACAUGUUUUGAGUUUUGGGGAGAUGCCAGAAGUUUUCCUCCUUCACUUGUUUAAUGAGGAGGUCUAAUUUUGCUUGAAAUUGAAUAUUGAAAGGGUUGAGUAUUUCUGUUACGUCUGUCAGAAAGGCAAGCAGCCAUUUCCAUUCUGCAUCUUUGAGCUCUGGUACUUCUUUGUUUUUCAUAAGCAUAAAAUCAGAAACAUGCAGAAGUAAGUAAUAAAAAUGUUUCAGAACUCUCCCUCGACUCACCAACAGACUUCUGUGUGGUACGGAAUAUCUUCAUGGUCAACAUGUAACUCAGACAGAAAUUCCUGAAACUGUCUGUGGUUUAGUGCAUGAGCUCUAAUGAAGUUAACACAAGAUACCAUAGUUUUCAUGACAUCCAUGACUUCAGGGAUUUUUUUACAACACAGUGCUUGUUGGUGGAUGAGGUAGUGUAUGGCUAUUGGAUGUGAAUGGUUGUGUUUGUCCAUCUCUUGGUUAAUGUGUGCAACCACUCCUCUCAUAGACCCCACCAUGCUAGGAGCACCAUCAGUUGUGACACCGGCUAGUUUAGCCCAGUCCAGCUCCAAAUCAUGCACAGUUUGGCAAACUUUUUCAAAGAUACCCUCUCCUAUUGUUGUUCCCUUGAUGCUUUGCAGUGCAGUAAGCUCCUCUGUGACUUUGAAAUUACCAUUUGUCCCACAAAUGAAAAUUAGAAGUUGUGCAGAAUCACGAACAUCAGUGAUUUCGUUGAGUGUCAAUGAAAAAUAAUGAAGUUUUUUCAAGGAGUUUUGCAAAUGUUGAUGCAAAUUUCCCCCUGUUUCUUCAAUCCUACAUGUAACUAUACAGACUCAAUGUACUAAAUAAAUCAGUCUUCUCUGGACACAUCUCUUUGGGAGCAGAAAGAAUGCAUUCUUUAACAAUUUCUCCCUCUACGAAGGGUCUGCUAGUGUGCGCUAUGAACUUGGCAAUGUGAAAACUUGCUCGCAACAAUGAAAUAUUUUGCUGCUUUUGCUUCACAAAAAUAUUUUGCUGAGUUGUCAAUCCACUUUUCAGUUUUAAUAUUUCAUCUUUUCUCACUUGUCCAACCAAACAAUCAUAUUUUCCUUUAUGGUGAGUAUUGUAGUGUCGAAGCAAAUUGUAUUCCUUGAACAGAGACACUGAAUUCUGGCAUAUCAGACAAACAGCUCUUUCUUUGUACUGCGUGAAAAAGUAAUCGAAAUUCCACUGUUCGUUGAAAACCCUGCACUCAGAGUCAACUUUUCUUUUUUUUGAUUCACCGUAAUUUCCUAGGGAUGGAAAAUUGCUAUUAGUCAAAUACCAAUAAAUACAGAGCUACAAAAACAAUAUACCAGCAGUAGUGACUACUAAACUAAAAUUAAAAAGUCAGCACACAGAAAUACUGCGAAUGCUCAACGCUCACAUAUACCCAUUUUUCUGUACCAUUGGACGACCCCACGGAUAAGGAGACCAGGCAGGCCCCACAAAUAACCCAGAGAUGCAUUUUAAAUAAAAAGACACAUUCUACUCAGGUAAGCCACCCCCCGACUCUCCCCUCCCUUCUCCACAGCACCGGACGAGCCGCGGGGGCUGCUUACCUGGGUCUUGCGAGCUGCAGCGGGUGGCAGAGGGACUAUGAGCAGUGUGCGAAAGGGCUCCAGAGAGGGGAUGCUUUAAAUGGCGGCCACUUGAGAGGGGCACUUAGCUCCUGUGUUUUGCGAGUGGCAGGAGCUGGCGGCAGUGGGACGAUGAGCGGCGUGUAAAAGGGCUCCGGAGAGGGGCAGGCAGCAACAAAGCCCCAAUUGAGCCUGCUUAAAAUGGCGGCCGCUCGAGCGAUCGCGCUGCUGCUGCUGCUGCUGCUAGCACCAACCAAGAGGCACCAAUGAGAGGGAAAUAAUGCUGCUGGCACCAAUCAAAGGCCAGCCCCCUCCCAACACAGGGCAGGGAGAAGCCAGGAGGAGGCGCUGUCGUGGUGGUGGUGGGUAAUGGCGCAGCCCGAACGAUCAGAAUCAGAUCCAUGUAGCGAUUCCUGGACCGUCCGUGGCCCGGAUCCAGAAGGCAGUUGGGCCGGAUCCAGCCCCCGGGCCUUAGUUUGCCGACCCAUUCCUUGGAUUUAUGCACUCCUCUUCUCCUCUCUGAUGUGGCUGCAAGAAAGAGAUUGAAAUUGGAAAUGAAAGAUUACAAUUAAGCACAGUUCAGCAUGGCAUCCAAACUCUAAAUUAUGAGUAUUCUUAACUGUGUUUGGUUGAAACAAACCGGCCUCUGUGUUAUGGUUUGAAGUUGGCUUGUUUCAACAAGCCAUAGUUAAGACUAAGUCCAGGUUCAGAUAUAAUGCUUAACUGUGGUUAGUCUACAGUGGAAGCAAAAGUUUGGAACUCCUCCUAGUCAUGCCAGAGAAGGUGGGGGGGGUGGCGUGGGGAACUCGCGAGACUCACUGCAGCUUGUUCCCAUAAUAAUAAACCAUGUUUGCAUCAACAGGGCCAGUGUAUGGAACAGAAACACUCUGAUUUGGGGUUGCAAAUAUAUACUAAAUUCCUUCAUUUCAGAAUUGGAUUUUUUGGAGAAAGUAUUGCCUUUUAAGAAGUAUGACAUGAGUCUUGUGGAGAAAUUGGUGGGUGAGGGAAAUAAAUUCACAGCACACAAAAUAGACAUUCCUGUGCUUGAGGUUUUUUCAACUUUUCCUUAAUCUUUCCUCAAUAAACCUAAGGACGUGAAAUUUGGUAAUUUUAUAAAAUGAGGUUCUGCAGGGAAUUAAAUGUAUUAUUGCUUCUGGGUUGUAUUGCAGCCACCUAUUUACCUAAGAAAUUUAUGAGCCACCUUUCAAUGUAAACUCCAGGUGGUGUUCAGUUAAAACAACAAAACAAUACAACAACAAUCACAACCAUCAGUGUCUAUCCAGUAAACUAGACUGAACUGUAAAACUCUCAGUUAAACUAUUCAACAUAGUGGAAUGUUUGGGCUACGGCCUUUUCAGUGCCAGGCUUUUAAAAAAAAAUGUUCUGAGUGGCAGCUGGGUGAGUUACAAAUGUGAGGCCAUGUGGCUGAGGAGGUCCUCUUGCUGGUCACUGCCCCCUGCAUUUAUUAUUCACAGAGGUGAAUUCAUCAUACCUGUUACACAUUUUAGGAGAGCUCGGGGGUCUAGAUACUGUUGGGAAGGAGAUUGAUCUGCAAAGUUGGGUUAACUAAGCAAAAAGAAAUGUGUGCUGGGGAAAGGAGUUCCAAAAGGGUGUUAUGGGAAUCCUACCAGUGCCUUCCAGACAGCCUACCUGAGUCAAGGCCACAUAUUUUCUCAAUAGAAAGAUAACCUGAAGUCACUUCUGCAAUUGUCUGGUCACUGUCUAAGAUAGCUGUGGGACUCCAGGGAAUCCAUGAAUGUUCGUAAAUCCCCCUCCUUACAGAGCUGCUCUUUGAAUUAAUAACACAGGAGUCACUUUGCCUUUUCAGAGGAACAUUUUUCCUACUGUUACUUAGAUCUCAGCCAACUGUGUGUUUCCCUUCUUUUUAUAACCAGGAAGGGGGAACAGACAAACUCAAGGCUCACUGUGGCUUGCUGCCAUAACACUAAAUGUGAUUUAGCCAUGCAUCUAAAGCCUGCUGUUGUGUCUUGUGUCCAGCACCACAGGUCUCACUUGCCUUUUUGUGUAUGUUUUGCUCCCCUGCUGCAUUACUGCCUGGCGAAAUUAAAAAGCACUUCCACCAGUACUCAGCAUAUUAUUUUUGUGUUCUUUUUCUGCAUUUUAGCUCAUAUUCUGCAGCUUUACAUGUGUUUACAGAAAGGCAGGGUGGGGGGAACAGGGAAGUUGCUUUUCUGAUGGUUUUCAUAUACAGUGGUGCCUUGGUUUACGAACUUAAUCCGUUCUAGAAGUCCGUUCGUAAACCAAACCAUUCUUAAACCAAGGCGUGCUUUCCCAUAGCAGUGGCGGACUCAAUUUAUAAAUGGAACACACUCAACAGGAAGCGAAACAUGUUCUUAUUCCAAGGCAAACCAAACACCUACUUCUGGGUUUGCAGCAUUCUUAAUCCAAACUGUUCACAAACUAAUCACCAAGGUACCACUGUAUGGUCAGUUGAAAGGGAAGUGCUUCCCUAAGUAUCUGAGGGGUCUAUUGCUACCUCACAGGGCUCAAUUGUUCCAAGAACCAUUUUGUAUACUACAUUUAUUGGACCAACUGUUUGCUAUGUUUUGAUCUGUCCAAAAGUGCCUAUCCCCAGAAAGGUUCUGCACAGCUUAAAAACUUACUGUCCCACACAACAGCUCAUUCAAAAAGGUGGUAUUCGAACAAUGGUGGAUUCUCUCUCUUGUCAUUAAACAUUUCAUUAACCCAUCUUUUGCUAACCUGCGGUCCUCCUGCUGAUUGGCUAUGCUGACUGAGGCUGAUGGGAGCUAGAGUACAACAACAUCUGCAGAGCAUAAUGUUGGCAACCCCUGCAUUAAACAAACCUUAUAAAACUUUUGUGGCAGCAUUUAAGAAAGCAAUGGGAAACAGUAUUUAUUUAUUUAUUUAUUUAUUGUGUUUUUGUUGUGAAAAAUAAAUGCAAUAGUUGCUUCUUGCAUUUAUGUCAGGAGUUUGGGGUUUGUUGAUUCUAAUAACUUGUUCCAAACAUCCAGAAGCCUUGGAAGUAUACUUGGUAGUAGAGCUUAGCAUACCUAGAAGCCCAAGUGACUUGCUGUUAAUGUUGAUGCCUUCAUUUUGCUCUUUUUGCAGAAGCAGCAGAACCAAGAGAUUAUGAACCAGCUGGAGAAGGUAAUAUGCACUGCUUGAGAGACAUGCACAGCUAAUUCAUUAUUCACACCAGGAGCAGGAAGCAUAGUAUACUGUUGGAAUGGGUGGCACUGAUUCAAGCCAACACUGAAAAAAAGAUUUAUGGAAAUGGUUCCAUUUAGCAACACCUAAGGAACAAUAUCAUCUCGCCUUGUUGCUUUCCCCUGCUGCUUGGAUAGCUCCAUCACCAGUGCCACAUAAUCCUGGAAGCAGCUGGCUGUUGGUUGGAAACACACCAUGAAAUAAGAGCAGUCCUGCUAGUGAGCAGCUCAUGUGUGUAUUGGCUGUCGUGUGGAGCCACUGACACCUAGAAACGUUUGUAGGAGCUUUACCAUGAGAACCAAGUUGUAGUUAAGAUGCAUCUUGGUCUGGAUGUUUAGACAGUGAGUCAGCAUAGCAUAGCAUAACCAUCAGCAUUUAUUCACUUUUCACUCGAGUUUGAUUUUUGUUAAUGGUAAAAGGAAAAUAAUCUGAAGUAUCUUCCAUUUUUGUUGUUUUGGGGUUCACAAUGCUGGCUCUAACAUCCAACCCCGUAAAAAGCAGUUGUUGUUGUUGUUGUUUAGUCAUUUAGUCGUGUCCGACUCUUCGUAGACUGAGCUAAUUUACAGUGCAGUCCUACACCUGUCUACUCAGAAGUUCCAUUCAUGUUUUUUAAAAAAUUGCUUACUCAGAGGCUUUAUCCCUUUCCAGCUGAAUGUCAGGAACCCAACUCUCAACUGAUUUUUCUUUUUACCUCACAAAGUACUUUUUCCACCACCCCCUCUGGCUAGCUGUACUCACAGCCAAACAGAGUGAGUAUGCAGCCCAGCUACACCACUCUUGUGGAAUUCUGUGGCACAUCAUCACCAGACUCUGGUAACCUGAGCUUUUCAUCACAUCCAGCUAGGCCAUUUUGGCCAAGCCACUCCCAUGUGCCCUAUGCCUGACUUUAUAUACAACUUCAGGUGUGGGGUAGGUAGAGAUCUGGCUGAGACAAAAAGAGCUUGGGACAAUCAUUGGAUAAUUGUUGCUGGCCAGCUGACUGUCAGGGAUGCGGGUGGCGCUGUGGGUUAAACCACAGAGCCUAGGGCUUGCCGAUCGGAAGGUCGGCGGUUCGAAUCCCCACAAAGGGGUGAGCUCCCGUUGCUCGGUCCCUGCUCCUGCCCACCUAGCAGUUUGAAAGCACGUCAAAGUGCAAGUAGAUAAAUAGGUACUGCUCCGGCGGGAAGGUAAACGGCGUUUCCAUCCGCUGCUCUGGUUCACCAGAAGCGGCUUAGUCAUGCUGGCCACAUGACCCGGAAGCUGUACGCCGGCUCCCUCAGCCAAUAAAGCGAGAUGAGCGCCGCAACCCCAGAGUCGGCCACGACUGGACCUAAUGGUCAGGGGUCCCUUUACCUUUACCUUUAGCUGACUGUCAGGGCAUCAAAGCACCUCACACUACAUGCAGGGGAACAGGUCACCUGAUAUCAGGUGGCAGGUGGGUGAUCCCAUCCACUUGUCAGUCUUGGGCUGCAGGGGUGGGGGAAGAAUCUGGCCCACUGGCUGAAUCUAGUUCUAUACUCCUGCACUAGGGCUUAUGUGCAGCUGCAGUGGGUAGACAGUACGCGUGAGAUCUUAAUGUUUAGAAUGAAUAUUGGUCAUAUAAGAGGAAGAUUGUAAAUCUAAUAUGGUUUUGAUGUUGCUAUUUCUAUGUCAUGUUUUCACAGGAAAAGAAGGGGUUUGAGCAGAAAUUUUCAAAGGAACAAGCAGCAUUGCGAGAACAGUUACAGGUAAACUCUAUAUCGUACAUCAGCCCCCAAUUAACAUUUUCUGACUGCACACUGAAGUUCAUGUGUGGCAAUUUGUCUAUUUCUGCUUCUAGUUACUUAUCCUUUCAGUGGUUGUUAUGACAUAGGAAUUCUAGGCAGGAAGUUCUCCUUUAAUCCAGUUGUUCUGUGCUUUGAAGGUCCACAUUCAGACGAUAGGAAUCCUAGUUUCUGAGAAAUCUGAGCUGCAGACAGCCCUUGCACAUACGCAGCAGGCCGCUCGUCAGAAAGCAGGUAGGCAACACCCUAAGCCUUCUGGCUAACAAAUUAGGUGAUGUUCUUGAAUAUUGCACCAGUUGACUUAAAUGAAACACUUUUGGUAAGCUUUGGACUCAGGAGGCAGUUAUGCCGUUGAUUCAGUGACACAGCAAAACGAUUUCGUCAUUUGGCCUGUGGUUUGGCUGUGGCGGUAGGUGCUCUAGGCAUUGGGAGAAGUGGGCAUAUAAGCUUCUGUAGACUUCCUGGAAAUAGACUGUUUGAAACCUUCCUCAGUAAUCCUUUGGAAACAAUAAAAUAAUAAAACAGACGGAGAUAGGUCAAAGACAAGAAAGUAAAAAUACUAGUAUACUGGACCUAGCAUUAUGAAAAUUAUGAAAUGAGUUAAGUUCUGACCCUUUCACAAUUCUCUUAUAUUCCAAAAUGCUUCUGUAAAAAAGCCUAUACAAGGGUAUGUAUUAAUUAUGGAUACAUUAGCAUAGCAAAUUCUGACAUAAUAAAGGAGAUACAAAUCUGAUUGUGUUAUGGAAAAAUGGGGGCAAGUUAUCACAUAUUUAGAAUCUGACCCAUUGAAAUGAGUCAAGCCAAAUAAGCAGAAAACUAUGUUCGUACUAACUGCCUUAGAAUCUGUUGCUCUCAUGUUUAUUUGCUGUUUUUAUGCUAAGUAAAGUUUUUAUGUUAACCGAAAUAAAAGUGAGCAACUGGUGAGGGUAAUUGUACAUUUACUUAUUUUUCUUGUUUGUGGGGAGGGACGGAGAGUUAUAUUUCAGUAUUUUAUGUAGCCAUGCUGCUGCAUUUUGCACCACUUGCUGUUUUCCAGACAGCUUCUAAAACAUCUAAUCCAGCAAUAGCCAGGGAUGGGUAACCCUGAGAAAUAUUGGAGCAUGAUAAAUCUUGGGUAGAUUCAGUUGAUGGCUGAUUGGCAUUGGGGGUUGGAGCAUAAAGUGAUGGUCCACUCCUGCCACUUUGCUUGUUGGGUUCCAUUGCAACAUAACCUUGUUUUACUUGGGCAGGAGAAGCAGAGGACCUUGCUGUACGGGUUCAGUCUUCUCGUCAGAGGAUAUCUGAGCUGGAGCACACCCUUUCCUCCCUCUCUACACAGCAGAAGCAGACAGACAAAGUAAAAAUUCCCUAUAUGUCAUUCUUUCUAUUAUCUCUUACAUUUGGUGCUUCCUCCUUUGGGAGGCUGGACUACAUUCUGCCCCCAGGUGUUCACAGAAUUCCAGUAGACACCUCAGGUGGGUGGGUGGAUGGGUGUGGAAUGAAAUGAGAGUGCCUGUUGGUUUUGUUUGGAUUAAUACGCUUGGCACUUUGUUAGCUUUGCCAAAUGGCCUGUCUGUCAGUGAGACCCAGGGGCAUUGUUCUCAUUCAGUGGUUCAUUUUGGCAUUGUCAACCAUCCCACUGUCUCCAUCUCAGUCUCAUGUCUAAUUACUGAUGUCAAGUGUAGAGUCUCUCUGUGCAGAUAGAACCAAAACUUUGUGUCAGAUGCUAUUUUGGGUCAUAGGCAGACAUAUCCUAUGGUUUCAUUUGGUAUACAGGUGAUAGUGCUACAGAGAGGUGGUCUUGGCAGUCUGCAUUUUGCUUCAAAAGAACUCAAACCUGCAAAUUAUUGUUUUUAGCUUCCUGUGGUUUAUGUUUGGUGGAUGGAGAGAUCUUCUAAAAAUAACCCGAACGUGUGACUAGAAUAACAAUAUAGUCUACAAGUCUGUUUUAGAGCAAUGGCGCAACUUGAGUGGGUUGCAAACUUAACGUAUUUUUGGAGAUAUUGGCAGGUGGGGAGGGUUGCACUGGGGGACCAUUUGUCUAUGAAGGACAACUGUAUGGAUCCAGUUACAGAUAGGUAGCCGUGUUGGUCUGCCAUAGUCAAAAUAAAAAAAAAUCCUUCCAGUAGCACCUUUAAGACCAACUAAGUUACUUAGUUGGUCUUAAAGGUGCUACUGGAAGGAUUUUUUUUAUUUUAACUGUAUGGAUGUAUGACAUGCUCACUUAUUCUUAGUUUUUGGAAACAAGCAAAUCUUCAUUCCGCAUGGUUGGAGAGGUAUGUUUGAAAGUGCACUCACCAACAAACAGACAAAAUUCUUAAAGGGUUCAAAAUAAAAAAGUAGAAAGAUUAUGAGUCUUCAUGCCAUUGUGGGAUUUCCACCCAAUUUCCUAAGGCUAUAGGUUUAGGUCUUUUUCAGAGACUGGCUCUCACUUAAUUGCCUUUAACGUGUAAUAUUUAUUCGUGGUAUCUCUUAAUAAGCUAUUAAUAGUAUCUGGCUGAAUUAUGUAAGUCCACUGAAGGCUUCAGGGACUGUUCCAGGUUUGAGGGAGCCCUUAACAAUGGGCUUCCUGGGGGGUGUUGUUCUCCCUAAACAGUGGAUGCUAAAAAGUUAGUGAUUCUGAACUGCACUGCGUAAUUCCAAGAUCCAAGAACCCUAAGCUCCCUCAUUGAUUUCUGUGUUUGUUGUUGUUGGCAGCAUAAUAAAGAGCUGGCAAAGGAACGAGAUGCCCUGAAACUGGAAGUCUACAAGCAAAGGUGGGGUUUGUUAUUUUCCCCGCAACAUUAUUAUCCAGUUUUUCUACUUCCGAAAGUGGAUGACUUCCAUAGCACUUCCCUCUCUUCUAUUAACCCACUAGCCUAACCUACUUCACAGGGUGGUUGUGAGAGUGAAUGUGGGGAUGGGUAUGAAGGAGCCAUGAGCCUAAGUGCCUUGGCGUAAGGGCAGAAGAAAUAUUGUAAAAUAGUUUAAGGACUGAUUUAGAUGAAUAUAUGACAAAUGUGAGAUUUGAGCUAGGGUCUCCUAGCACACCCCAUUAGUUCCUAUGCUGCAUCAGAUUUCUCAGCAAGCUGCUAUCUCAUAGCCUUGACACAACUGUGAUGAUGCUGGCCAAAUGUAAGGAUUGGAACACAGCCAUGCCCACGACAUGCUUUCCUUGCAGAAGACCCCUAGUUUUAAAAGGGUUGGGGGAUAGGAAAGAUCCUUUACUUAAAUCUCUGGAGAGCUGCUGCUUAUCAGAGAAGAUACUAGUGGGCUAGCUGGACCCAAUGGUCUACACUGGGAUAAGGUAACUUUCCCUCUGCUGCCUCUGAUGGAGUUUCCAUGAGCAGGUGGGGCUUUUUUUAUUUGUAAUAGUUGUGUUGUAGAAGAUAUUUUGGUAGCUGUGGCUUUUUCAGCCUUUCAUGAAAAGCUGCACCUGGGGAAUGCAUACCAACUUUAAAUGACUAUUAAAAUGUGGGAGGCAACUGGCAACCAGUGCAGCUGUUUCAGAAUAGGAGUUAUAUAGGAUUGGCCCAUUGAAACCCUUGCUACUGCAUUCUGCACUAGUUGCAACUUUUGGAUCACUAGCAAGGGCAGCCCCACAUAAAACGUAUUAGUAGUCCAUCCUGAAGGAUACCUACUUCUUGGUUUUUCCCCCCUCCUGUAGUAAAAACAGUGAAGAAUUCAAGCAGCAAAACUCUGAACUGUCUGAGAAGCUGCACACCUUGAUCUCUGAAAACUCAGCGAUGAAACUGGACGUGGAGGAUUUGCACAAGAAACUGGAGAUGGCGGAACUGAUGAUUCAGCAGGUGAUGGUUAGGUCGCUGGGAAUACUGCUGCCUCUUGCAGCGCAGCAUGUCAUACAGUUGUGGAAGGGUUCUGAAUAAAGCUACUCCUCACUCCCAGCACUUAGCAUGGUAUUCUUUUAAAUUUGAGGAAUGGUCUUUAGGAAGCACUUCUGAGCAUUGAAAGGAAGCCUGGCAUUUGACUAGCUUUUUAUUCUGCUAGGGCUUCUUGACCCAUUAAUGCCUCAGCUCACAUGACCAAUAGGUAUGAUGUGUGUCCAGCAACAUCUGGAGGGCCACAGUUUCCCUAUCCUUGCCUAGAGGUUGUGUUCCUUGACGGUUCUGAGGGAAGCGACUGCUCUUGUGAGAAAUUAUUCUUAUUUCAAGCUGAUAUGGAUGUACAUCUUAAGUGGAGUUCUUUUUACUCUGCACCCCCAAAUGGAGAGCUUCACUCAGCAUAUUUAUCCACUUUUUCUCUUUCUCUUUUUUUAAUAAUACUUUUAUUAGUUUUCAGUUACAAUAAUCCAAUAAUAGCCUCAUUAUAACAAUGCCAAAUUAUAAUACAAUUACUAAUCCCAAUCAUUCAGAUGCCAAAUCCUAUAAUUUAAGUGGCCUCCUGCAUGCUAGAAUUGAUGGUUUGACGAUUUACUUUAUUUCUGCAUUCAGAAAUCUUAUUCAUCUCAUUUACACUCCAGUCAAAAUAGCAAUCCCUUAUACAACAACUGCAAUAUUAACAUCCAUUCAUAUUGACACUUUAAAUGACUAUAAAUCUAUAGGUGAAGCAUUCAAUCUAUAUCCUUAUUCCUCCUGUGCGUGACAAUUAUUCUGUCCGUGGUGUUCCUUCCUGUCCUUAUAAAAUAUAAUUAUCUUUUCCCAGCCAUUGCUGCUCUCCAUCAUGCCUUGGGCGGAGCUUGUAUCACAUUGUUGCUAUUUAUCCACUUUUUCAAAGCAUUUGCACUUGUGGGUACUGGAUUGCAGAGAGAAAGGAGGGCAUGUGGAUUAAAAUGUAGAUUACUAGGUGUGGGGGAGAGGGUAGUAGCCAAGGAUGAAAGAGCUAUGAUGACCUUUGAAGUUGCAAUCCAUGGCAUUCAAUCCCAGCAUCUGUUCUAUAGCCAUGAGUGCUAGAAACUUGGAAGCUUGAAAAAGGAAAGCUAAUUUUAACUAAUUUCCUUAUGAAGAUUUUCCCUUGUGCUUAAGUAGGGGGGGGAAAUGCAAUUCUGGCUAUUCUCUCUCCCCCCCCCCCAAAAAAUAGACAUGUUAACCCUUUGUCUAUAAUCCAUGAGCUAGAUUAAAAGGCACUGUAGAAGCAUCCUCUUGUGGACUUCUGGGGUGGGGAGGAAUGAAUGAAUGAAUGAAAAGUGGCAAGGGAUUUCAAUGUUUACCAUAACCAUUUGUUUGAUUCUCUUACCAGUUUGCAAACCAGCCAGGAAUCCCAGAUGCCACUCAACAGCUGCAAAUGGCACUGGAAGAAAGAGCAAACCUAGAAACACAAACUGCCCAGGUAGGCCCCUCUGCCAUGGGUUUUGGGAUGUGGCCUUCAUAGAAGAGUGCCUUAGCUUCAUUCCCAGGAAGCGUGUUUUCUUUAUUCACAAUAUUUGGCUCAUGCUUUCUUUUUUCUCUUUGCUUGCUGAGCAGAUGUCUGAGUCAAUCCAGCAACUGCAGACUGAACGGGAUCAGUAUGUGCACAAGCUGAAAGAGGAAGGGGGAAUCUGGCAGCAACGAGUACAGUUGCUUUCUGACCAGGUAAGGACAGGUUCUCCUGCACUAAAUAGCAGGCAGAUAUUUUUCUGGUAAUAUAACAACGGAGAGAUUUACUUUCUGCAUGAAAGACAUGGAAGGUUAGCAACACUAGUCUUCCCUUUCCAAUUCCUGUGGUGUAGGUCCAGGCUCUGACAGAAGAAAAGGACCUGAGUACAACACGAAUUCAGGAGCUGGAAGCCAAUCUGUCAGAGUUGAUCAGCAGUCAGUCCGGUAAGGUUCAGUGUUCAGAAACUGCAGCUUAAAGCAAGACCUUCUUGCAUAGUUUGUCAUUACCUUUGCCCCCUAAACAUACUCUGUUCCACACAAGCUCACCUGUUCAAUCCCCUGUCUUUUUACUCUGUGCUGUAGCACAGUGAUAUGCAAAAGUUCCAACGAUCAAUUCCUGGCUACUCCUUUAAACAUACUUAUACAGUGGUACCUUGUUUUUUGAACAUAAUCCGUUCUGGAAGACCGUUCGAGUUCCAAAACGUUCCAAAACCGAAGUGCAAAGGGUGGUCUGCAAAUUUAAUAGAGAAAAUUGAGAAAAAUAACAUAUACACUCAGCGGAAGCCAUUCGACUUCUGAGGCACGUUCAAAAACCAAAAUGUUCAUCAGUGGAGAAGUUUGAAAACCAAGGUACCACUGUAUGUGGAUCUGGUUGCAGGUGAUAGGAAAGACUGCAUUAGUUGCCUGGUUCAAUUUCCCCCAUCUUAUCAGUAGAGGCUCUCCUCUUAAUCCUUUUGCAGAGGAUUGACCAACAUUUCUCUCCCCCACAUUCCAUUCUUAAGUGUACACCUUCAGAUGUCAAGUGUUCCUGCAGCAAAUGUGUUUACACCUGCAUGAAUCCUGUAGACACACAUGUGUUAAAGCACCUUGAUUUGUCCCUGCUUCCUGUGGAGUGAACACUCCAUGGCAGAUUUGGGCUUGCCUUUUGUUUAAGGCUGUGAUGGCCAAACUUGGCCCUCCAGCUGUUUUUGGACUACAGCUCCCGUCAUCCCUAGCUAACAGGACCAGUGGUCAGGGAUGAUGGGAAUUGUAGUCUCAAAACAGCUGGAGGGCCAAGUUUGGCCAUCACUGGUUUAAGGCAACAAAAGGGACCUUUUGGUCAAGCUAAUUCUCCACCCUUUUAUGGUUUUUCUUGAACAACAACAUGGCCAGACUACCAAGUUUGUGUGUGUUAAAUUUGAAUGUGCCACAAUCACAUAGAAAGCUGAGGUCCAAUUGAAGGGGCAAAGGGAGCUGACCCAGCCCCACCCCUUUGGCCAGGCUCACUUCCAUUAUCAGCACCUGAGCAAUGGGGGGGGGGGAGUGCCUGAGUUGUGUGUGCUUGGUGGGGGGGGGGAGUAAGCCAUGGAAGAAGGCUCUGUACUCCUCACCUAGGCACUGCUUUUGUUCCUUAAGUUGGCCGUGAACAGUCUGCCUCUCUAACUUGACCUUCUAGUAGUGAAGCCCCUGGAAAGUGAUCCUGCCCCCCAUUCAGGGCCCACAGAAGCUGAGCUGCGCUUGCAAGAAGAGCUCACUCGGUUGCAGGAGGAGAAGGAGGAGCUUCGUGGGCAGUGCCAAGCCCAGAUGCGGGACAAUGAGCAGCUGAGCCGCCUCAAUCAGGAGAAGGAGGAGCAGCUGCAGGAGUUGGAAAAGACAGUGCAGCGCUACAGUGAGGAGGCUGUGGACAGGCAGCAGAUCCUGGAGAACAUGCAGAGUGACAAGGCAACCAUCAGCCGAGCCAUGACUCAGAACCGGGAGCUCAAGGAGCAGCUGGCAGAGCUGCAGAAUGGCUUUGUCAAACUGGUAUGUUCCUGCUUGUGGUGAGAGGCAAUAGCCCCCUUUGCCAUCCAGCCAGAAACUUCCAGUGCUAGGGAUGUUUGAACUCUAAAAGGAAGCCAUCAAGCACCCAGGGAACCCUUGUAGAUUGCUGCAAAGGUUCUCUUUCCUCCACUGUUUCACUACUCCCUUUGUUGUUUCUGUUCCCUGUUUGUCUUGAGCAGGGGUUGGCAAGGUUUAUCUUGCCUGGGCCAGAUCAGUCCCGCAGAGAUCCCUCCGUGGGCUGGAUUGUGAGUGCUCACACCUGUGAUUGCCGGCAUCUGCGAUUUCCGGCACCUCGCUGGUUUAGCGCAGCGCGAGAGCAGGCAGCUCAUUUCAGGGGAAGCUCGUGGGCCGGUCAAACGACUUCCACGGGCCACUUCUGGCCCACGGGCCUUAGGUUGCUGAUGCCUGGUCUUGAGGAACCAGUGUCUUUUCCUUGGUCCCGUAAUGGUCAACAAUUUCAGUCUCCUUUUGUUUCUGACUAGUGCUGACUGCCUACAUCUGCCUGAAAUCUGUGAUCUUACUUUAUGCUGUAUCUAAAAACCAAUCUUAUUGCCCUAAUGGCUACAGAGGGAGACUUGAAAUGACUUGCUCACAAACAUGUGUAUUUAUGCAUUAAGUGAAGUAGCCUUCUGUUUGGAGAGCAGUGGUUGCCCCCUGUUCUGAGUACAGCACGCGUAAACCUGCAAGUCUUCUGAAAUUUUUUCUAUGUAUGUUGCUAAAUGUGUAUGCUUUAUCUUUGAAGCCCAAUCAAGUAUGCUAAAAUAUUUUAGCUAGCUGUACACGGGUUUCAUAAUAAGUCAUACAUGAGUGUAGUUUUAAUAUAGGAAAUAUUUAGUUUGCAGGCGAAGUAUCUGAACCUUAAAGUUUCAGGGAGAGAGGGAGGAGCUUAAACAUUAGAAGUUUAAAGGCUCAGAAAGCAGAGGAGUUAUGGGUGGUACUUCUGUUAACCAGGGGUGAAACUUGUGCACAACUUCCUGGCCUAAAACCCCCCUGUUAAAAUACUUUUAUCCUUAGUCUAAUGCUCUUAAGGCUCUUUGCCUUUCCCCCAUGGUUUCCUUCUCCUUCAUCCCCUACCCCCUAUUUUAGAUUGCUCCCAAACUAUUAUGAUUUCUGACAGUGAUGCAGAAGGUUCCAUAACAAUAGACUGAUACGUACUUCACCACUACUAGGGAGAUUUGUGGCGCUGCCUCAUUUGGCUGCCUUAUGUCUUCACAGACCAAUGAGAACAUGGAGGUGACGAGUGCCUUGCAGUCAGAGCAGCAUGUGAAGAAGGAGUUGGCCAAGAAGAUUGGAGAGCUGCAAGAGAAGCUGGCAGAGCUCAAGGAAACGGUAAUGCUCUGGCUGGGGUACCACUGUGAAUGAAGGGAGCCAGUAAUAGGGCACGUGGGGCCAGGGGCAGUGGGCUAUAGGUGGCACAAAGCAGUGGGGUGAGGUCUUCUCCUUGCAUACAUUUCCUCAAGUGCUGAGCUGUUUUCCUUGAGAUUGUCUUAGGAAAUUACUCUUGCAGUUUCUGAAGUUAGGCUACAUAGUUUAGCCAUUUGACUGAAAUGAAGAAUAGUGUUGGAAGAGCUUCUCUACCCAGCAGAAUUCAGAGCAGCCUGGCUUGAGUGGAAGAGAGAUGUUCAUUCCUCUUGAAGUAACUUUGGUUUUUCAAAUCCAGUCUGUGGUGUCUGAAGGAUUAAAAAAAAAAUUUCCCACAUUGUGAUUUUUGCAUCGCACAUGCACGCAUUGUGGUUCACGAUAUAUCACCACAUCAAAUAUUAUGAAACCAUUACCACGAGGUGGACUUCGGACUGGUUUUGGACAAUAUUGAUACAUUGCCAAGACUACUGAGGUGGGGGAGAGAAGGGGGAUUGUGUGUUAUAUGUGUGGAGAGAGAAGAGUGCACCAACUCUGGACUGCUGAUUUGGUAACCAACUUAUUUCCCUCCCCAUCCUAGGAGGCUCAGAAAACCCAGGAGGCUCAGGCCCUUCAGGAGCAGCGGGAUCAGUAUUAUGCCCACCUCCAGCAGUACACUGCAGCAUACCAGCAGCUGGCCACAGAGAAAGAGGAGUUGCACAAGCAGUACCUUCUUCAGAUGCAGCUCAUGGAUCGGCUGCAGCACGAAGAGGUCCAGGGCAAGGUGACUGUGGAGAUGCAUUUCAAGGAGCUGCAGGAAGCCAAGGUAAGAGCUGGAGCUUGGGAGGACUGGUAAGCAGGGCUGUGGAGGUUAAAACUGAGUAGGUCCAGGAGGAUUCGGUUCUGCUUGGUCCUGGGCUGCAGCUGCCCAGGUCAUCUGAAUUAUGCACCAAGUGAAAAACAAUUCAAUGUUAGGAAUAAUUAAUGCUGACAUGUGUACAGUUGUGUGGUAUUGCAUAAUUCUAAUUGUGCAAUUGGGCCUUUGCCAGCUUUGAGUGAGAGCUUGGGUGUGGGAUGCAAGGUGACAAGUGCCUGAGGUAGGAGCUGACAUACUGGAAAUCCCAACUCUGGUGGUUGGAUGUUGGAAUGAGAAGGGCUUUCCAAAUGUUUGUUUUUCCGGUUCUGGGUCAGUAGUUGUAGAAAGGAAUCACAUGAAGCCUUUGUGUUGUGUUGGGUCAGUGUACUUUUGUGGAAGAAGCAGCCAAAACAUCUGUUGCCUCUUUCUUGAAGGAAAGCCUGGAGAUGAUUUCCAAAGAAAACAAGGAGCUGCAGGCUCAGGUCAGCCAGCUCAUGGCAGAACUAGAUGCAAGGAUGCUUCCCAGGGCACAAGGUGAGUUGUCUUUUCCAUUAGCAGGAACACAGGGGGGCUGAUCCUAGCAGGAUGUUCUAACUCCUCUCUGCUGUCUUCCUUUGCUCACAGGGGAUGGAGUGGAAACCGAAGAGACUGUCGAAGAGCUGAAGACUCCUGCCCUUACCAUCCCAGAUAAUUUUGAAAGUAGAGAGGAAAUGGUGAGUGCCUGGCAAGUCUUUGUGGUUUUACAUGAGUGCUUCAGGAGGUGAGGGGAAUAGGAAGGGUGGGCAGGGAAUAACUUGGAAGCUCAGAGAUGCAGCAGCCCUGAAGUUCUGUUCAAAGACUUUCAGCUGAAUACUUCUAGCUUCCUAGAAAUGUGUUGCAUUUCUGGAUUUAUCUUCACUUGACAUUAAACGUAGAUUAACUUCCCCAUGCUUUUAAAUUGGAUUAUUUCUCAGCCUAUGCUUGUGUCUCCCUCUCUGUUCUCCCCACCCCCUUGUGUGCCUCCAAGCAAGCCAGAGCAAGUAAACAUUGGAUUCCCAACUAGUUUCCCACUUCAGUACUGGAUGGUUCCAGACAGGUUAGCUUCAGAGACAAGAAGGGCCUCUGUAGACUAUUUUCACAUGUAAUGUGUCUCAGCAGGCUUGCAGAACGGUUUAUCAAUUGGGUGUGUUUUUUGACUGUCAACUUGGCAAAGUCCCUAAAACAAGAGAUGCUGAAUUUACUGAAAUCAUUCUGAAUGCAAAUGCAGACAGGCACAUCCAGGGGGCUCUAGUUUUGGGGCUUAGGACAAUGCCUCAGCAUUACCAAUCCUUACAACCCAGGCACUUCCAUUUUUGCUGGCCCACCUAGAUGACAAAGACCAGUGCAGACGUUCCAGUCUCUGCAGCCGGCUUCUCACGGUAUCUUAUUGAAUAUGUCCCUGCCUCUUUCCCCAACAUACAGCCAGUACACUCUGCAUUACAGGGCCAACCUAAGAAUGUGCUGAAUUCUUGGAAAGAGUAGCCCUGGAGUUUCAGAAUUGGGUAGCACUAUGAAGCCAACAGUUUUGAAUUGGUAUUAGUUGUAUCUUAGUAUAGUGAUUUUUGUGCUUUCAAAAGACCCUCUCCACCUCAAGAAAAGGCCUGGAGCGUAUUUUUUCCAACACUAAGCCAAAGUUUUAGAGCAUAUGUAUAAUGAAGCAUAAAUGUGCCUACAGAGCUGUGGAAAUACGAGAAUGACUCUGAUGAAAUGAGCUACAGAUAAAAAUGAACCUUCUUAAAUUCUUUCUAACCCCCUUGCAACAUGCUAGCAUUGGUUUGAUUGUACACUUAUUUCUCUUAUUUAAAACAGCUAUAAUUCUUCAAAUGGUCCCCAGGAUAUAUUUUUAUUUUUUACAUUUAACAACACCCUUAUGCUAAACUUCAGCAUAUGGAAUUGCAUCUUAGGUGGCUUUCUUGACAUCUGUUAUGUCCCAAGCGGAAACUGAGCGAGAGGAGAUGAGGCAGCAACUGUCUGAGGAGAGGAGGCAAUGCAGAGGCCUCCUGAAGCAGAUUGCCAUACUGAGGAAGGAGCAGCAGCUGCAUGUUGCAUCUGGGGGAGGUAAGCGUGCUCCUGUGUGUGGAUGUGCAUAUCCAGGUGUCUAUUUGGAUUCCAGCCAGGUUGGACCACAAGGCCAUUCCUUCUGCAGUCGCUUAAUCAAAUUACUUGACCCUUUUCAGAUUCUGCUGCAGAUUCCGUUCCAGGUGAGGUUCACGAAGCCUUAAAAAGUGCCAUGGAGAAGCUGCAGGUGCGUGUUUAAUGCUUUUGGCUACAAACCCAGACAAAUAGCACAUGUGCUAGUUAAUGCAAUACAUCUUUCAGCACUUUAUGAGCAUGUUCAUGUGAAGGUCCCAUCACUGAUGAAGAGCCUUUGCAAUCCUGCCUUUGCCUAUUGAGCUGUGUAAUGUUGGAUGGACUGUUACUGGCUUAGCUGUCUUUGUACUGUAAGACUUCCAAACAGCUAUAGUAGUUCCUCCAUUCCCCAAGAUCACUAUAAUAAUUAGCACUUAAUCAGAUUUUCACCAUGUAGGUUCUCUUCUCUCUCCCUGUCACAAUCUUUUGUGGGGGUGAGUGACUAAUGAUGCUGCUUUGGAAUCAAAAGAUAUUUUGUGGAAGAAUCAAGCUUCCUAACCACACUUUGUUUAUUGUUGAUACACCUCACUACAUUUUGAGUAUAUAUGUUCUUAAGGGAUCUGAUCUGAAAAAUCUUUAGUGUUCUAGUGACUUUUUCACUUGGAAAGCAGCCGCAGGCUUUUCCUCCUAAGCAGUCAGACCUGCUUGGGUAGAAGGCUUCUGCUGCUUUCUUUUCUAGAAAUAAGAUCAUUUUACCUUCCAAGGGAUGGUGCCUGUCUGCUGCCUAUCGGUGAGAAGCUGCCCUUGUGCUGAUUAUUGCUGUGGUAGUGCUGGCUGCUGCGCCAGGAGGGUUUGGGUUUCUUCUUCCACAUGGUCUCCCUAACAUCUUCAAUGAUGACUGGCUGUUGUGCUUUCUAGUCUCGAUUCACAGACCUGAUGCAUGAGAGGGCAGAGCUGAAGGACCGGGUGGAAGAACUGGAACAUCGUUGUAUACAGUUGUCUGGAGAAACGGACACUAUAGGUGAGAUGAAUUCAGUGCCCCUCUCCACGUUUCAGUGAGAUGUCUGGGGAAGUGUGACUAACACUUUGAAAUAGAUUAUGUGGCAAUUCUCCCAUAGGAUCCCGAAGACCUUUUGUUUACAUUUUAAAAUCUCAGUUCUCAUGAAGACAAAGGAAAAUGCAGGCAGCCUCCAGUGGUUAGGAAUUACUACUCAUCACCCACCUUUCUAAACCAUUUUACCUUCUGUGUGUCCCCACGCAACCAAAUAAAGGUCUUGGGAGCAGACCUACAGAGUAUGUAGGAAGCAGCUGGUAUGCACCAUCCUAGUCCCUGUCUGGUCUGCUCUCUCAGCCAGCAAAAGUGGGUGCUGUUUGCCUGUGUCAGUUUGCUUAUCCUGUAAGAUACCUGCCUGCAUGUCAGAAAGUGUGCUGAUUACAGUGUAGGGUUGGCUGAGUGAAAACACCUGGACUGUGGAUGUGGUCCAGAGCCUGCCUUAUUAUAACAGCAGGCCCUGUCACAGGCAGGCGGGGUUAUCCCCAAAGGGGACAACACCUAAGGGUAUUGCCGCUUUGGGGAGCCGCAGGGGAAGAGGAGCUCACCAGGGUCAGUCAGGAUAUGUAGGGCCAAGACUGUGGGACACGGCAUGGGCCGUAAGUUUACUAUCUUUGGCCUGAAUCUCUCAGUUGUGAUAGAUGAUGGGUGUCUGGAUGUGCAGGUAGCCAGGAGUUGUUAAAAUGCUGUCCAGUCUCAGUAGUCAUGGGCAGAGGAAGAUGCCGUUCAAGUACCAAGGCCUAGAUGUUUAAUCUGUGUUCCUCAUUCGAGUCCUCUCCUUUGGAAAGUACUAGUAGCAUAUCCACUGAGCCCUCUGGUUUUGUGAUGCUGUUACUGAAUGCCAGAUUGGUCUGUAAUAAGACUAUGUUCAUCCAUCAUAGAUGAACAGGCUGAUCUGACCUGCAUUACUGAGACUUGGGUGAGUGAACUGGGUGGACCUGACCUUACCCAGCUAUGCCCACCUGGGUACAUGAUACAACACUAGGCUAUACUACCAGGAGGUUGAGGGGGAGGUGUUGAUAUUGUCCAUAAAAACAUUAUCUCCUUGACCAGAAAACCUCUUGAUGUUGGAACAGGCUUAGAUGGUCUGUACCUGGUGUUGUUUAGAUUCAACUUACUGCUGGUCUGCUGGCCACCCAGUUGCCCAGUAGCAUCCCUGAUCGGGCUGGCCAAGGGGAUCUCUGGGGUGAUGGAGAACACCAGGGCGGUUGUCCUGGGUGUCUCCAGUAACCAUGUGUAGCUACCAUUGGGCCAGCUAUGAAUCUAUCUCCAGUAGUCUUUGGUCUGACACACCAUGCAGAGCAUACUCAUGAUACAGUCUUUGCCCCAAGUGAUACGAGAGACUGAGAAUAAGGGUGAGUGCAGUCUACUUCCUUGUCAUGGUGAGAUCUUUAUCCCAUUAUGUUUGGGCUGACAAUGGCCACCCCUCGCUUAAGACUAGUGAGCCCACUUGGAUGGAAACUGAUGUGUUCCUGAAAGCUCUGUGGGAUCUUCCAGUGGAGAAAGCCCAGGUCCUGCUAUGAAACAGAUAGCUGACAUGAUUGCUUCUGCAUGUCCUUUCUGGCAUUAUGGAGCUUGUGAGGUCUCUUGGUCUUCUGAGGAGCUCCAGGCUAUGAAUCAAGCCAGACAAAGACUGGCAUGCAAGUGGUACAAUCCCACUCCGAAGCCAACCAAACACUGCUUGGAGCACAUAAUUAUGCUCACUAUGUGGCAGUGCAGGCUGCAAAAAGGCUUAUUUUGCAGCUUGCAUUGCAUCCUGUAGUAGCAGGCAGGCAGAGUUAUUUAUGUGCAUCCCUCCUCCUCUUCCUUUUAGUUUCUACCAACAUAAAACAUGUAAAUAAGGAAAUAGUGGAAAAUCUUUAAACUUCAGAAUUCUUGAGCUGAUUUGUUUCAUAUGGCAUUUUCUAGCUGAAAGUAAAAGGCAGAAUACAUACAUUUAGCUGCAUUAUGGUUUUUCAUCUUUGUUCAAUGUUUAUAAAACUUCAGUAAGUUGUUGGUGGGAAACUGUUCCCUUCUUCCAAAAGUCCUAUUGCAACAUGUGGAUUCUGCUAGAUUUCAGAACAUACCAGAAGUUUUGCCUACCUUGUUUUCUUUUUCAAGGAGAAGAGGAGGUGGGGACAACCCCAUUUCAUGGUUGCUGGUAUAGUAAGCAUGUAGAGUGGUACCUCGGGUUACAUACGCUUCAGGUUACAUACGCUUUAGGUUACAUACGCUUCAGGUUACAGACUCUGCUAACCCAGAAAUAGUGCUUCAGGUUAAGAACUUUGCUUCAGGAUGAGAACAGAAAUCGUGCUCCAGCAGCACAGCAGCAGCGGGAGACCCCAUUAGCUAAAGUGGUGCUUCAGGUUAAGAACAGUUUCAGGUUAAGAAUGGACCUCCGGAACGAAUUAAGUACUUAACCCGAGGUACCACUGUACAUGUAAGGGUGAAUGUGGAGCUUUUAGCACCACCCUUUGAACAGACCUGCUAAGACUCACUUGUGUCUCCUGUGUUUCAGGUGAGUACAUUGCCUUGUACCAGAGUCAGAGGGCUAUCCUAAAGCAGCGCCACCGGGAGAAAGAGGAGUACAUCAGCCGACUGGCCCAGGACAAGGAGGAAAUGAAGGUGAGCAAGGGAUCUCCUCCCUUCCCACCAAGGGCUCUUUCUGACACAGUUCAGGAAGGGAGUGAAUCGGGUUGGUUGGGGUAUUGUGAGUUUCACACUGUUAAUGAGGGCACCAGCCACCCUUCGCUCCUGCACCUGGACUGCAGUGCUUACUGAGGCAGAUCUCUGAUUGAAGGACGGUCCACUGUCUUUAUUGACAGUCCCUGGCACACUGGAAGAAGACCCUCAGGCAGAGUCUGGCUCACCCCAUUUAAAGGACUAAACUGGUCUCCUGUUGAGCUCUGGGCACCUGUUGUUGUUGUUGUUUGUUGUUGUAAUCUGUGACCUUCCUGAACACCUCUGUCUGCCUGCAUGCACAAAGCCACUUCCACUGCUUACAAAAAGGUUUCUUAAAUUACUUGGAGAGCUUUAAAAGAGGAGUAGACAAAUUCAUGGAGGACAAGACUAUCAGUGGCUAUUCGUAUGACGGCUGUGUUCUGCCUCCACAGUUGGAGGUGGUAUGCUCCUAAGUGACAGUUGUUGGGAAUUGCAAGUGGGGAGGAAACUGUUCCACUCAGGUCCUACUUUGGUCCUUCCCAUAGGCAUCUGGUUGGCCACUGUGAGAACAGGACCCAUCCAGCAGUCCCUUAUUAUGUUUUUAUAUGUGUCCUGUACAUAGAUAACAGGAGACAAAGGGAAAGGAGAGGUUUGGGCUUGAUAAGAAGGGUGAUUCAGAAUCGUGCACCUCAGAUGAAAAUAAAACAUAGUUGACUUUGCUUGGUCAGUUACACAGUAAAUUAAGGUAGAACGAAGAAGUAGUGGUGGUACAAGCCUGGAUCGAAGGGGAAGAACACACCUCCAAUGUUUCUGCUUUAGCUCUAAAGAAAGUAAUGUAUCUGGAAACUUGCUUCUGGGAGCACCAAGGUUAAAAGUCUUUGCAAAUCAGUGUUCAUGCCUUUGUGCUCCUGGUGGUGCUAACCCACUUGGGUCCAUUAUGCCAACACAGGUGAGGGUGAUGUUGGAAGAAAACAAAGGAGAACAGUGACAGUGAGCAUGUGCAAAGCAGAGGCAAUAUAGAUGAGCAGAAAAAUUAAGGACCUUGAGAACUAGAAGCUUGAAUGCUUUAAAAGCUGUCAGGAACCAUUUUUUUUUAAUAUAUAUAUCAAGAUUAAAGAUUAGGAUUAAAAAGGAGGGAAAGGAACUGUUGGACUAACAUAUUUAAUUAGAAUACAAAAGAGGGAGGUAAGAGGAGAUCCGAGAAACAAGUAAAUGUAAAAGAAGUGAGGAAAAGAUGAAAUUGUUUUUAAUUGUUUUUUUCCCCUUUUUUACUUUGUAUUUUUUCUUUUUAUUGUUAAUUUUUUCUUCAUUAAUGUGGUUUUUUUUCUUGUGAAAUUUUAAUAAAUAUUAUUUUAAAAAAAUAAAAUAAAAGCUGUCGGGAACCAAUUCCAGGGACAUUGGAAGAAGAAAACCUAUUCAUUGUAAUGGGAGGUGGUAUGGUGCAUGUGGGACACACAGGUGGCUCUUGCUGAUUCCGUUUCCCUCUUUAUACUGCUCCAUUGCAGAUGAAGUUACUGGAGCUCCAGGAGUUGGUGAUGCGCUUGGUUGGGGAGAAGAAUGAAUGGUAUAUAAAAUACAUGGAGAUGGCUCAAAAUGUGGAUCACCAGUCUGACCCCAAGAGUGAAGCUGCUCUUACAGCAGUGAGGCACGUUGAGCUGAAUGCUACCGAUGGUGAAGGUGAGCAGUGGUGACAACCAGUGGGGGAAAUAGCUGCUGUAUCUUCAUGGGGAGUUCUAAGCUUAAUUUCAGUGUCUUGGUUUAGCCCCAGAAUUUGAGAAGUAUUAGUAAAUGUCUCUUUCUUUGAACUUGGGCAGAACUACUUUCUGCUCUCCACAAGCAACAGAAACCAUUUACCACACACUAGGGUUGAGGAGAGAGUUUUAUAGGUUUUGUGUGUGAGACUUCCAGGAAAAACUGAGACCAAAAAUUUCUCUCUAGAAGUUAAACAGUGUCUGCUAUCUUGCCUCCCAGGGUUGCGAGAAGUGAGUUUGGCAGAUGAGCCAGAACUGGAAUCCACAGCUUCACAAUCCCACCCAUCACACACUGACAACAAAGCUCCCCAGCCUGCUUCACAAGACCCCACCGCCAAGCAGAUCAUGCAUCUUCUACGUGAAAUUCAAAACCCCCGGGACAGGCUGGGCUCCCUCUUGCAGAACCCCUGCAUUCCCUUCUUCUAUCGAGCUGAUGAGAAUGACGAAGUCAAGAUCAUGGUGGUGUAACUUGGCAUGGAAUCUGCAAGGACGUAAAGUGCCCCGUGUUUUCUGUCCUGUAAUCUUCGGUUGCAGCAAGUGUCACACAUGGUGGUUGAGCUCAGUGGAAUUUGAGUGCCAGGCAUCCUGAGCUAGUCUUCCCCUUUUGCUCUUCCUGAGCAGAUAAUGUAGGGUUGUCAUGGGAAGUUCAGGAGAAGACUUUGGUUCUCCUGGCUUCUGCUUCAGGCAGCCAGUCAGUUUCCUCAGUCAGUGACUUUUGUUCCAUUUGUCAUUGUAGCCAUCAGCUCAGCACCUUUCUGUUAAUUUAUUCCAGGUUUAGAUGGUUUGGAUCCUCUUUGUCCCUUACCAUAGAUCUCUGUCUUUUUGCUUUAUUGCACAGUUGGCCUCCUGCCCAAAUUUAACAGCCAUCUUAAUCUCUAGCCCUCCUUAAAACGGAGAGCUCUGCAAAACAUUUUCCUUUUUGUCUAAUGACUUGGGACAGGCAGCUCAGGGGGAGAAUCUGUCUCCUGUUACCAUUUUGGCGUUGGCUUCUGGCUUUUUGGUGCAGAUGAUCUGAGGAUGGGAUGGAAAUGUGGCUGCGCUUUUGAAGGUGACAUAGUUUGCUGUCUCUGUUGGAUGGUUUUAAUUUUUUUAAAGAUGGGGAAACCUUUCUCCCCUCUUCUUUUUUAAAGGAAAUCACUGAAAAAGCAUACUUUUAUAUUGAUCUCUGGAAUUUCAACUACCUUUAAUUGGAUCUCCUUUCUUCCUGGUUGGGCAGUGGAUUAUUUUAACAGUGAGCAGGGUUGUUUGAAAUAUUUUUUUUAUCUCCUGUGGUUCUAAUACAGAACCAGGCCAGAGAGUUCUAUGCAGGAGGGUGUGUAUCAUAUGUUGAGUGAAAAAGGCAUUCAGAGCAGGUGCAUGAGGGAGGGACAAAGAUUUGCCCCAUGUCUAGCUUGAAUCCUACCUAGGAGGCCAUCUAUGCGAGAUAACUUUGUACAUUUGCAUACAGGCAGCAGAAGUAGCUGGCUGGUGACAUAGCUGCUUGUUUGUGACCAGGGUCCUUCCUGGAGGUGAAAAGUGCUAGCAAGGUGGAUGGGUAUUGCUGCUGUAUUGCACCUCCUUGUAAGUCAUUUUGCCAGUCGCUUACAUAAUAGAUUGUUGUAUCUUCAUCAGAGCCUUUCUUUCCAGUAGAACCUGCUAGAAAAAGUCCAUCCAAAGGAAAAGCACACAUGGAAGCUUCUUAAAAUGUAAGCUUCAUCCUUCGCCAGUUUUUCAGGAGAGCACGAUUGUAGACUUAAAUCACUGCACUCUUCCAGGAGAUUGGCACAGCUGUGAUGUCAGUGUUACUCCCUCAGUGCAUUGUGUUGGCACUACAAAGUGGGCUUGCGAGCUCCUGUUUGCACGAAUGUACAUAGUGUAUCUGUGUAACAUUUUGUAUAUACCUUGAAUAAAGAGGAGAAAAGUCUUUGGGCAGAAUUUCGGGCUGCCAGAAGUCAUCUUGUAAUCUUGUAUUUAAAAAAAAAAAUGAAAUUCAGUGGCGGGAGCCAGGAAUGUGAUUUAAUAUGGAACAUUGUGAAAUAUUUAUUGGGUGUCUGGUUUCUGGGAAUGUGAAAGGAAAACCUUUAUUAGAGAGAACUUGCAUUCUAUUGCAAAGAUAAUUUAAUCCUGUUACAAAUUUGUUCUUUCUGAAUAAACCUGUUCCACCUAUAGCA